Molecule: messenger RNA, 75112 nt
Organism: Podarcis lilfordi (Lilford's wall lizard)
Lineage: Eukaryota; Metazoa; Chordata; Lepidosauria; Squamata; Lacertidae
Source: the annotation of a GenBank genome assembly
GAGCGGCGGCCCGUGUACACAGCGGCAACGCGGCAGCAAGGAGAAGGACAGGCCCUCUCGCCCGGCCUGUACGCGGGGUCCUCGCUCCCUUCUCACCUCGGGGCCUCUGCACUUCUCCACCCGCUGCAAAAAUGGCAGAGGUGAGCCCCUUCCUCACGGUGCAGCCUCUUCCGUAUUUCCCUCCUCCUCCGCCGCUCUAGGGCUCCCCCUCCCCUUCAUUACCUUUCCUUAACAACACAUUUCCCCCUAUCCAUCCAUACCUAGGAAUCGCCUCCUUUCUCCCCAAAAGGAAACAAGGGUUACUGGGCGCCCUCUCAGGUACUGUAUUUCCACGUCCCCCUUCUGCUGCCUCCACCCCCCCCCGCCCCAAUACUAUGGAAGAAGUAGAAGAAUAUCUUCUUUCAUUUGCCAGUCGCAGUAACAUACAUGAUAGCGUGAUUUUCGCCAGUUUUCAUAGAUCUAAACUUUGCACGCUUGUAGGUAGGCUCACGACAAUGUCCUUUCUCACCUUAUUUUAUAAAGACAUGGGGUGUCAAAAAAAACCCCUCAUCCCAUCCCCUUGAGUAUGUACACACACCACACAUUUCCUCGUCAGAACUCAAGGAUGUUCUCUCACUACCUUGCACCAUUAUUGUACGCAGAAGUAGUAUGGUUUAAGAAUGGUGAAAAAGUGGGAUUAUAAUCUGAGUUAGUGAUGGAGCCAGGUAGAACUUUGUUCUGAGUUAAUUGCUCCAGAAUAGUUUACAUGUCUGAUCAUACACCUGUUUUAAGCGUUUCGCUCUCCACACUUUCCCAUGCCCAGUUCUUCUUCGCUACCCAUCAUUGUGUCCUAGAAUUCCUGUCAAUGAAUUUGUCUAAUUUGUUUUACCCUUCUUUUCCCAGAAUGACUCUCUUAACUUGUUUCUCCCACAUCUGUAUUCCAUCCUGCCCUGUAUUCUAUCUCUGUCAUCAUUCUCCAUUUCGUUUUCUAUUCCUUUUACUAUCCUUUCUUCUAAUUAUCACUUGCUGACAUCUGACAGUGACUGGAGGAAAGUUUUUCUCCCUCCUCUCAUAACACUAGAACAUCCAGUGAAGCUGGAUGUUGGGAAAUUCAGGACACCAAAAGAAAGUACUUUAUGCAGCACAGUUAAGCUAUGGAGUUCCUUCCCCCAGGAGGCUGUGAUGGCCACCGACUUGGGUGGCUUUAAAAGAGGAUUAGACCAAUUCAUGGAGGAUAAUGCUAUCAGCGGCACUAGCUAUAAUGAUUAUUCCUUUCCUCCAUGAUCAGAGACACUAAUGCUUCUGAAUGCCAGUUGCUGGAAACCACAGGAAGAGGGUAGUGGUGCUCUUGCGCUCAGGUCCUUUCUUGCUGAUUUCCCACAGACGUCUGUUUGGCCACCAUGAGAACAGGAUGCUGGACUAGAUGGGCCAAUUGGCCUGAUCCAGCAGGGUUCUUCUUAUGUUCAGUUUCCCUUUUCGUUCUCAUAAUGCCUUCUCUAUGUAUAUUGGUGAUUGUUCUUUAAAGCGUGUUCACUGCUUUCCUGUCAACCAUUUCCCCCGUGGGCUUGAGCAGACAACAAUAACUCCAAAAAACAUUUGUAGCGCUGAACUUGAAAUGGAGAGAAAAAACGUCAGGGGCACCAACUCUCUUUUGUACUGGUGGAACAUGUGCUGAUCCUAUGGGUUGUCAGUUUAGUAAGAAAUCAACAUGUGGACUAAUCUUUGUGUAUUGUUGAUGGCCAAAAAAUAAAAUAAAAAAUCCCGGAAAGCAUUUAACACCACUAGCCAUCCCAAGGUCCCCGCCUCUAUUCCAUUUUUGUCGGUCUGGAUCUCUUUUCUGUCUCUUGUUUGUAGUUCCCUACCUGCUCACUUUCUCUUCCCCUCCUUAUAUCUUUCUUUUGCCCCCUCCUGCUUUUACCCCUUCCCUCAUCCCACUACCUUCCUUCUCUCUCUGUCUCAUAACAACUUUGCUAAGGCACUUGGGAUGGAGUGAGAACUCAAGUUUGUUGUCUAUUACUGGUUGGUUGAUCUCAUGUUUUAAAGGAUGCUUUAUGCUAUUUUAGUCAUUAUGCAUAUAAGAUUAUUUUAAUGAUUUGUCGAUAUUUUACUGUCAAAGCUUCCUCCCUGGGGACAGUUGGUAAAGGGUGGGAUAGAUAGACUCAAAAUAAACAAAUGACUCCUUUUUUGUUUCUCUUGUUUUGUAUGUCUGUUAUUAUUUCAAUCCUCCUUUCUUUCAUCUCUCAAGUCUUUAUUUUUCUCUCCCCCCCUCACAUUCUGCAAGGGUUUCUUUAAGAGAGGCCAUUUUUUGUGUGUCUUCUAGUACAGUUGUCCUAUGCACCUUGUAGCUAACAAUCUUUUUGUCAUUUCAGCUAGCCGUUGCCUUUUCCCUUAGUUUUGUCCUUUAUUAAUUGAAAUGUUCCCAGCCUGUGUUUCUUGAUACUCUGGGCAAACGGGGGGCAAUAAACCAAGCUUUAUAGGCUGAAUAACUGAGUUUGGCAUGAACUCAGACAGGGAGAAUAAAACAGAGGCAGCCUCACUGCUCUCCUUAGCCCACAAAACAUCUUUACUUCCGUUUGAUUUCACACAUAUUUUUCUGUCAGCAAGUAGUUUAUCAUGAGUAGAGAAUACUAUUACAUUUUAAGCAUUGUGAAUUGAAAUAGUUUUAUGGUGAGGUGCAAUAUUGUGUGCUAUAGGCUCAGUGGCGGCAUGGUGAUACAAUAGUGAUAUAUUGGCUUCUAUAGCUAAAAUAUAUUAGUUGAAACAAAUGGGAUCCUGUUCUCCUCUCUCCACAUCUUUCUCACUUCCUUCCAGUUGAUCAGCAUUCAUGCCCACUGAGCAUGCUCAGUUCUCAUUGAACUGUUCUGGGGUUUCCCCCCUCCAUUUUGGAUUUUUCUUUGUGAGUUGGGAUGGACACACUUGUGCACAGUUCUGGCUGGGUGAAAAUAUUGGAUUUUUCUAUUUUUGUAGGCAGUUCUCACUUCUUAGAAAUUCAAUUGUUGGGGCUGUUUACAGUACAGUAUUUUUACCUCUCAAAUCAGUCAGCGUUAUGUGGUCAUUGAGUCCUCAUUGGACUCCUUCAGGCUCCCUUACAGAUGGGGUUUCCGGUGUGGGAUUUGUGUGCACCACAGCUUCCUCAGAAACCUCCCCACUAGUUACCUGUCAAGCCCCUCUGCUUGUCUCUUUUUUUUAAAGAAACGAGGGUUUGUGUGCUCUUUUGUUUAGGAGGGAUUGUCUUUUUAGGGGUGUUUUAAAAAACUUUUUAUUUUUUUGAGAUGUGUAUAGGUGUUUUGCUUUUUGCCCGUUUUCUUUCUUUGAAGAGUCUGAGAAUCUUCAGUUUUUUCUUCUAAGAAAUGGGUAUUAUGUGGUGCCCACGACAGUUUCUUAAAUUUCUAAGUAUGGCCCUGAGCCCCAAAAGGUUGGGGAUUCCUUAUCUAUUUAUUAAAAUGUGAUGUUUAGUGAUCUGUGUGAUUUUAUGUAAGAAUAAUUUAGGCUGCAGUAUUAUACUCACAUGGAGGUAAAUUGUAUUAAACUCAAUGGGGCUUACUUACUUUUGAAUACAAAUAGCAGUGUUUUUUAUUUCAGACCAACUUAGUUAUUGAAAAUGUAAAAAACUCAAAAUGACUUACUUCUGAAUAAACAUGCAUAGGAUUAUACUGCAAAUCAGUUUCUUUUCUUCAGACCUGUGGUUUAUCCAACUUAAAUUCAAUAUCUUGUUUCCAAUAGUUGUUUCAGAGGAAGUGUACAGAAAUGUAGGACAAACAUUGUCAAACAAAUGCUUCCAGGCUGUGGCAUGUAAACCAUGCACUGUAACCUGCCAGGUCCUAGAUAUACUCUCUAACUUCCUGGGACUACAAAGUAUUGAUAAGCCUAGCAUUAUUUUAAGGCCGAAAUGGUGUUGAUUCCCCCAUCCCAAGUAACUGCUUAGUGAAGAAUUGAAGAACAGCAUACUUUGAAGUGACAUCUUCAAUGAAUAUACCGUAUGAUCAUGAAAACAAAGACAGCAGUUGUGAUAUAAACACUGGAAUCUUUAAAAGUUGUGUUUUAUAAUUGGAUACUUUGUGUAAUGGUAAGUCUUUAUAGAUGGGCUGAAGUCAUGUUUAAAAGACUCUGCUUGCCUAAAGGAUUGUGCAUUUAAAAUAGGAUGGAAUGUAAGCUUCAUAUGGUAUGAGUUGCCAUAAUCACAGAUGUUUUAAUCAAAAGGAGGUACCUUGGAGCUAUUAUACCAAUAUCUUGGGACAUGUCAUUAUCUUUAUCAAGAUGCCUUUGGUGACUGACUGAUAGAUUCUUUCUUUCCUUUCAUCCAGGAAAAAUAUGACAAACCUGCAAUAGAAGAAAAUAUCUUUGAAGCGUUGGAAAAAGACUUCCAAGAAGUCAUCAAUGAGCUUACAGGAGAUCAAAGCCUUGAGAAAUUUCGCGUGGAAUAUGAGAAGCUCCACACGGUGCUAAGAAAGUCCUAUGAGAAUGAAAAGCGUCUCAUGGCAAAAUGCAGGGAACUGAAUGCAGAGAUUGUGGUGAAUUCGGCUAAAGUGGCUACUGCCCUGAAACUCUCACAGGAUGACCAGACAACAAUAGCAUCUCUGAAAAGGGUAAAGGAAGCAAAACAUGACAAAUGCAUAACUGAGGCCAUAGGAGGUCUUGAACCUGUAAAAUGUUAGCACUUUCAUGAUCCUUAGUAUGAUGAUUUGGUGUGAGUUACAGUUUGUAGUGGAAGUUGAUGUCCCUUUACUGUUGAUCUCAGCUCUUCUAAUUCUGUUAAUCAUCUGUGGUGGAGAGGGAAGAUCAGAUUAUGCAGAAAAACGCACGGCACCUAUGCUAAAUAUUUAAUAAUACAUAUUUAAACCAUACAUUCACAUUCAGUUACAUUGACUUUAUUCUCAUGUCACUUGAAACAGUUGUUAAACUAGAGUAUAAUGUAAAUGUAUAUGUGUAGUGUACGCAUGCUGAAGUUGUGGGUCCUUGCUACUCCCCCUGUUCUUCUUCUGUAACAUUCCUAGAAAAGUUUUUAAUGAGGUCAGUGUUCAUCAUCAAACUGGCAUUUUCGGAAUGUAGGUCAAAUGAACCCAUGCAACGUUUGGCAUGUGGUAAAGCUAUUGUGUGAUUGUUUCAUCACAUACAUGCCUCUAGUUUUCAACAGAAGCCACAUUUACAGUGUAACAGCAAAAGUGCUGAAAGUGAGUUUAAAAGAAUAUGCAGGAAAUGGACUACUGCGUAUGUCAGACUGCUCAGAGCGACACAACCUACAUUUACAAUGUGCUAAUUUUAUAGUGUGAAUUUGGUAAAAAUAUAAUGUAUUUAUAUAUCUAAUUUUAGGGGCUAGCAUAAGAUUAAUUCUAGUAGAUCUAACAGGUUUUUGCAAUCUUUUUGUUUUGUAUCUUCAAUCAGUCAUACUUGAACUGCUUAUUUUAUUAUCUUACCAUAUUAAUACUUCUUUGUCCUUUUACCCUGAUACAAAAAGGAACAACCUUGUGUUCCUCCAUCUGAAAUAAAACAAACAAACAAGAGGACACUUUCAUAAUGUUGUGUAUAGUCAUGCUCUAGCCAAAGUAAAUGACAAAAACAAAAGCCCAUUUGGGUAUUAAGAUGUCCUUCAUCUGAGUGUACAGACUCCUUUGACUAUGUCAAUGAGAGCAGGAAGAGUAUGGAGAUGAGAUGAGCAAUUACAUUAUGCACCAAAUUAUCCAGUUGUGCCACUGUGGUCCUUUGGGAACUUUUGGGAAUGUACAGUAAAGUUGCAGCUUAAGGCUAAUUGAUUGGACCAUUUUUCACUUAGGCAGGUGAAAUAUGACACCUUUUACUUAGGCAGGUGACACUGAUUUUAAUGAAACUAUUAUGACAGUAUUGUAAAAAAUAACUGAUAUCAUAGAACUGUAGAAUCUAUUUGAUGGCUUGCUUUGGGGCUGCAGUGCUAAGAAAAAACAUCAAUGAAAUUUUGUGGGGUUUUAAUGGGAUAAAGAGUGCCUGGCAUGCUCUGGUCCAUGGGGUCACGAAGAGUCGGACACGACUAAACGAAUAAACAACAACAACGGGAUAAGGAAUAUUCCUGUAAAAUAUUAUUUUCCCCUUCAUCUGCUUUGUUGAACAAAUUUGUUCCUUAAACAAAUGUAAAUGUUACAUGGAUAUUAAAUACUAUUUUAAAACAUGGAAUUGCACCAGGAUUAAUUUUAUGGCACCAGCAUAAAUGGGUGAUUUCAGGACUAAAGCAGAGGAAAAUCUCACUGCCUGCUGUGAGCAUGACAAUUAUCACCCCACUGCAGGGCUGUUAUUUGCAUUUUAAAGAAAUGAAUAUUAAAUAUAAAGCUGCAUUUAAAACUAAAUCUAGAUUGGCCCUUAGAUUCUAAACACAAAAAUAGUUCGUCUGAGGCUAAUUCUUCUGUUCUUAAACAUAUUGUUAGUUACAUGUAUAAUGCUUUAUUGAACUGGACAGUAAGCUUAAUAUUAUCACUUCAAAAUCAAACAAUAUUUACAUAAUAAUGAGAUGUGGUAUGAGAGCAUAGAACAUAGAAGAAAUAUGGUAGAUGAAAACACAUUUCAAAAGCUUUAUGAGAAUCCUUUAGAGUGCUUGCCUUUUUACUCAAAUUAUCGUUCUGAGCUGUCCCAAAAAAGAAGAGAAGAAGCUAAGAUGUGGUAGCAAGCAGCUUUCCUGACCCAAGAGCCACAGAUAUUAAGGGGAUGACCUUCUUACUACCUGAACUCUCUCCAUACUUUUAUGAUUUGAUGGACUAGUAUAUGAUGGUUAACAAAGAAAGGGAAAAAAUCCCUGGCUAUGUGCUGGAAAUAAUAUCCCAAACAGUAGAUUUUAAGUUCUAUGACAAAACACAUGGCUUCAGGUCAUGGUUGAGUACCCUUCUUUUGACCCACAUUGUUUACAGGCUAGCUUAACCAUAACUUGCUUUGCAUUUUACUCAUUCUCCCAAAUAUUCAUAUCACGUUUACUCAUUUAUGAGAUCAGCAAAAAAUAUUAAAAAUAUUAGCUAGCUUUCCCCUGAAUUUCUUGUUUGAAUCAAAUAGAAUCAUAGAAUCUUAAGAGUUGGAAGCUACCAUAAGGGUCAUCUAGUCCAACCCCCUGCAAUACAGGAAUCUCAGCUAAAGCAUCCAUGACAGAUGGCCAUCUAGCCUCUGCUGAAAAACCUCCAAGGAAGGAGAGCCCCCCACCUCUAGUGGGAGUCUGUUGCACUGCUGAACAGCUCUUACUGUCAGAAAGUUUCCCCCCGAAUGUUUAGUUGUCAUCUCAUUCUGGAAUUUUUAAGAGAAAAGCUGGAUUUUAAAAUUAUGAUUAUAGAAAUGUUGGGCAAAAUAUGGAUAAACUUGGCCACGGAUUCCAGUGGACUUUAAGCAAGAUUCAUGCUGAUGGAAAAAAAAAAACUUUGAAAAUACAAUAUAAUUAGGUAUAAUGUUCCAUAUUAGUAAGUAUGGAUUGCUUAAUUGAAAGUACUAAUAUUUACUGGCCAGACAGAAUUGGCUAAUAGAACAGAACACAGAUGAAGACCAAAGGUUGAAAGAAGGCUGAAAACUUUUAUUCAUUAACCUGGAGGAAAAUUAAUUAGCUAAUUGUUCAUUUUUAAUUAAAUAUAUGAAACUGUUUUCUUUAACCAUCCACAGGAGAUCGAAAAGGCCUGGAAAAUGGUGGAUGCAGCUUAUGAGAAGGAGCAGAAAGCAAAGGAAACCAUCCUGUCUCUUAAAGAGGAAAUCGUGAACUUGACUAAAUUAGUGGAGCAAGGAUCUGGAUUAUCAUUGGGUCAGGAGCAUAAGUGAGUUGCAUCCGGAGAGGACUGGGAGAAAUUGCCAUUCAUUGAGACUACAUUUGAUAAAGAUAAUGCAAAUAAUCUUGCAAAAACCUGCACGUAUUAUCUCUUAGGUGGGAAAAUAUAUUUCAUGUGUGAAAAGCUGUGUGUUUGCACCCUCAGAAUAGCUUGAUAAAUUUUAUUCAAAAGCCACAGCAGUCUAUCCCCUAGCCAGGAUGCCUUAUGUGCCCCCUCCCAGCAAGCUUUUCUGCCACUGAUUUUAGCAGUGGUAAAAAUAAAAGAAGCAUGGCACUGGGGUGGGCAGAAAGAUUUAAACUCCUUGGCCAAGUCCAGUUCCCUGAUGAGAAUGCAAAUUGCCUCUUCCUGGUCUUCAGAUCAACCAUAUGAUGAGUGGGGAGAGGGCAGUAAUAGGGGGGGGGCCUGUGUGCCCACACACAUUUUUCCCAACACCUACCACUGGUAUGUGGUCCCCAGAGUGUUUGCCAAAGGUGAAUGUGGCCUUCAAACCCAGAAGCACUUGCCACCCCUGAUCUAGGAUUUAUGUUCUGGGGAAUGUUAGGCCAUGGGGGCAUCUUCAGUCUCCGCAUUGAUUAGUACUUUGGCCACCUCAUGAGAAGAGAAGACUCCCUGGAAAAGACCCUGAUGCUGGGAAAGAUGGAGGGCACAAGGAGAAGGGGACGACAGAGGAUGAGAUGGUUGGACAGUGUUCUUGAAGCUACAAACAUGAGUCUGACCAAACUGCGGGAGGCAGUGGAAGACAGGAGUGCCUGGUGUGCUCUGGUCCAUGGGGUCACGAAGAGUCGGACACGACUAAACGACUAAACAACAACAAUCCUUGAAAAAUGUUAAGAAAUUGUUAGUGUGCAACAGUGUGAUUGGUAGAUGGGAAAGCAGUUGCCACAACCAUUUGGUAUUGGUAUAUUAGCUUUAACUUGUACUGUUAAUCUUGUGAUUUUAGGUUUGCUGCUGGGAGCACCUGUGUAACAGUAGCGUAGCAGUUGCCAACAUACUUGGAGCAUAAGUUCAAGCUGCCUUCCACAUGGGUUUUCAGUUGGAACCCAGUGUCUUUCAUCGUUACUCAGUGUGUCUAACUUUUACUGUUGAUAAUAACAAUAAUAAGCAGUCAGUGCACAUGGCACCUUCCCUGUGGGUCCCUGCUUUGAGGAGCUGACAAUCUAAAUUUUAGCACUGCAGUAUGUAGUUGUUUCAUUUACUGUGCUACUGUAGUUGUACAGUUAAUAGUUAAUGCAGGGCACAGGAACUAGAGAGCUUUGCCAAACGCUUCAUGGAAAAGGUGGGAAAGUAUACUGGUCAGCAGGGGAGAAAGGGAAGUCUUCUUUGUUGGUCAGAAGGUCUUUGGAGGGUCGACGGUGCUGAAGCCGGAUGACCAGAUAUCCUGGGCAGAUUAUGUUCUUGUCUGUACAUCGCUUGGAUCCUGGACAUUUAUGUGUCAUGUAAUAUCUCAGACUAGCUGAGAAAACAUAUUCAAAUCCAAAGGGAGACACCCAAAAAACAGCAAGGCAGGAGUAGAGGAGUGGGCAUACAGUGAACAUGCUGCAGAGCAGUUUAGAGUUCUGAUCAUUAGGUUGGAAGGAACUAAGUUUGAAUCAUGAAUUCAGCUGAAGAAUAAAAACUACUGGGUCAUGAUUUUUGCUACUAAGUAGUAAUAGGGUGUUUUUAGUAAAUGUUCACAGACAUGCAAUUUAGUUGACAGGUUUUGUGAGCUAAUAGAAGGGGAGUUUCAUGUAAAGCUGUUAUAUCUUUACACUAUCAUUUCCCACAAAGUACCUUUUGCGGAGAAUACGGAGAAGUUGACUUAGAUAUUUUUUUCCUUCACAGCCUGCGGGAAUUGCUAAAAUUCAAGGAAGAAGUAACAAAGGAGCGAGACCAGCUUUUGUCAGAGGUUGUAAAGUUACGUGAAAAUGUAACAAAUAUGUCAGAUCAACAGCACGAAGCAGAAAUGACAAAAACUGUGGCGGAACAAACCAUUGCUGAGGUCUGUGUAAACCUUAUUUGCUGUCACUUUUGUCUUUGUCUAGAAGGCUUUCAAAGCUUGCCAAUUUGUCUCUAUUAACUACCACCUGCUAUUUUACUUCCUAAACCUUUUCCAGGUGGGUUGGUGAGAAGUCAUCAUCAGUGCAUUUAAUCUCUUUCAUUGAUCUCUGACAUAUCUUUUUCAGAACAGUUUUCCUUCUGUAGGGGACUUAAAUGUUUGCCAAAUCUGCACCAACCGGAGCUGCUGCUUUAUAAAUACUGAGAAGACAUGUUCCUACUCUGCUGAGUUUAUAAUCUAGAUUAGAUUGAGGGGAGACAUCAGGGGAGAGGGCAGAAUGGAGGGAGGAAUAGGUUUUUAACUUUAGGUAGAGUGGGAGGGGAAAGCCUGAGAACCAGGGUUCCUUCUUCUGCUGGUUCCAUCCCUUUUGCUUGCAUCCCAUCUGGCAUCCCAUCUGAGUUUUGUGAUCAUUUCUUUCUUGUACUUGUAAAGCCCAUAUGGGUUUGUGGGGUAGAUAGUGGGGUGUUCAGUGAUCUCUAGACUUUCUUGCCCCUCACUCCUGAAACAUUCCUUUCUCUGUUCAUCAGAUCACUUAUUUGUCUUCCCCGAAGUCUCCCUAAAACAUAUUUUGUUUCACAAAACCAUUCCUUAACCAACUGUGCUUCACCCUCACCUCCAUUCUUCAUGUGAAGCAUUGACUUUAUCUCAUUAGCCCUACUUUGGCUGGGGUUCUGAUCAAUUUUACUGUGUAGCGACAUGGGUAGCACUGUGGACUAAACCACCUUGGGCUUAUCUAUCGUAAGGUCAGCAGUUUGAACCUGCGCGACAGGGUGAGCUCCCAUUGCUUUGUCCCAGCUCCUGCCAACCUAGCAGUUCAAAAGCAUACCAGCGCAAGUAGAUAAAUAGGUACUGCUGCGGCAGGACGGUAAACGGCGUUUCUGUGCUCUCUGGCUUCUGUCGCGGUGUCCCAUUGCGCCAUAAACAGUUUAGUCUUGCUGGCCACAUAACCCGAAAAAAGCUGUCUGCAGACAAAUGCUGGCUCCCUCGGCCUGAAAGUGGAGAUGAGCGCCAUACCCCAUAGUCAAAUUCAACUAGACUUAACUGUCCAGUGGUCCUUUACCUUUUACCUUUACCUUACUGUCCAGAUGCUGUGUAAAUUGUUUAAAUAGCAAAAAGUAGAAUGCCGAACUUAUAUGUGGGUAAAAUAUACACUUACUGAUUCCCCUGAUUAAAAGAAAAAUAUUUUUUUGCCAUUUCCUCCUCUAUUGCUGUUUGCAGCUUAAUCAGGAAAUCCAGUUGCGUCAGAAUGAGGCUUCAAGGGAGGCCCGAAGAAAAGAAAAAAUGGAGAGGGAACUAAAACAGCAGCAGAUGGAAUUAGACAGUAAAUUGGCUGAAAUGAAGGCAAUGCAGCAGAAUAUGAAUAGAAACAAGGAGGAACUCCUGAGAAUUGAACAGCAGCUCAAGGAGCAAAAGGUAAUGUAGAGUCUGACAUUGAACUUCCUUAAAAACACACACACAUAGACUCUUCAGAUCAAGGUCAGAUUUUCAGGAGAGAAUGAAAACACUUGGGGAAACGAAACACUUUCUUUUUCUUGGUCAUAUAUUGCUAAUGUAGAUUUUGACAAAAAUCCCACCUGCUCCCUCACUCGCACUGAAGUAAUUUGAGAAUGCCUUCUAAAGAUUUGUGGCAAAAUAGGACAAUAAAGCCACAUGCACAAAAUUACAUCCUGGUCCCUUGGGUUUGUUAAAAGUAUCUCUGAGUGUGAGCCUUUAGUUACAUGACAUGAGAUAAAUGAAUGCCUAACUGUGGGAUCCUGUAACAUGGGAAGCAAACAUGGUUCCCUACUGUUGGACCCCAUCUCCCAAUCCAACAGCAUCUGGACUGUACCCCCUGCCCCACUGUAAGAUGACAGGGUACUUCCUGUUUCCUCUGAGGUCUGCCAAGGAACAAAUAUGAGAGCAGGAAUCAGGAAGGAUUCUAAAGAUGGGACUCAUGUCUGGUUUGUAAAAUUAUCCAGCAGCACAUAACACAGUUUUACAUAUGUGAGUCUAGCAAUACCCAUUAAGAGCCUGUUGAUAGUUCUUGAAAUUAUGGUCUUUCCUUUGUUGCUUUUUUAAAAAAAAGUUGCAUUGAAAAUGUGGCAGCUCUGGAUAGUGACUGGUAGUUGCAUUUAUGUCUUAUUAAAUGGGCUACUAGCUUUCUACUGAAUAUUUCUAUGAACUUGAUUCAGAUGCGUUUGAACCUUUUUAGUGGAUACAUUAAAAUGAAUAUGCCAUAUUUUCUUGUAUAUAAAUGAAUUUUAUCAGAAAACUCACCAGAAUGUAUUUAGUUUCUGUAGGUCUUCAAGAACUCACUUUGGAAAUUUCAGUGUCUCAGGGUAUAUUCACACACAGUUGGUUUAAGCAGCAUGGCAUCUGUGGGGGAAAAUCAGCUUAUGCUGACUUAUUAUUUGACUUAUUAUUGUGUGAAUGCUGCUUUUUUGUGCAAAGGGAUACUCCACAUUGCCACCUUUGUGGUGUUGGGCCAGAAGCUGAUUUUGGCUGAGAAGAGCAUGUGUAUGACUGUCUCGGUGUGGACUGAUGCAGCUUGAGUAGCAGAAGCUGAUGUUUUUCUGCAGUUGCCUCAAACUAAUAAAACAUAAGAAUGGACUUUCACUUCUGCCUAAAACAGUGUUCAUGCUCUGAUGCCAUGGCUCACCAGACUGUCAUUUCAUACUAGUAUAUUUCUUAACAUAGAAUUGUUGCUCAUUUCCCUCUGAAAUAUUGAAGCCUGCAGAUAAAUAGGGAAGCAUGGCAAUGCUAUUUUCCUAUCUGUCACUUGAGAUGUGAGGUUAGCUGUCAGAAUGCUGGUAAAGAUCUUUAGACAGAAGUUGCUGUCAGAGUGCAAAGUGUUCAUUUUUAACAACCAAAAUAUCAUUUCUUAGCAUUUUUCUGGUCAGGCUUUAAAAUGGUCUAGAUUAUUUUUUCACUUCAUUUCCCCUGAUGUUGCAAAGCCCUAUGAGAAGCAAUUUUAGUAAACAGUAAAAGAGGUUUGGUAAUUGUAAAGCAGUUUCUUCCUGGAACAAAAGUCUUCCUGGAGUUGCUUGUGUCAUGCAAAUGUAUAGUCCUUCCUUCCAUUCCCUGAGUGUAUUUGGGUAGACGUCUGUGACAGGUGUUCAUUUAGAUGAAGUUUUUAAUAAAACCAAACACAGAUUCAGUGUAUAUGCAGAACUGAAAGGAAAAUUUUAUUGUCUCUGUCAAAUGCAUUGGCCUUUUAAAAUAUUUUAAAAUAGUGUGGUGAUCCAUUUACACAUUAUGAAUGGUAAUUGUGGGCCAGGCCUGGCAUAGCUAUUAGCAGCCACAGAAUGGCGCCAAGUUUGCUUUACUAACAUGCUUCUCUGCUCCCAGAAUGUAUUGUGUGUAUUGAUUUUAAUCAGUCUGUCAGAUAGUGAUGUCUUGCUACCCUUUUCUGUCCAUCCUACUGAGGUAACUGAAUUUCACUGGAAUAUGCACUUCUAUGGACUCAAGUAAUUAUGAGCAUGUUGAACAUAUGAAGUUGCUUUAUAUAAAAAUUUGGGGUCUAUCUAGACUAGUAUUGUGACAGGCACCCCUGAAGGUGCACUCUUCCAUUGUCUCCCAAGACAGACGGACGCCAACCCAUCUAGACCAAUAUUAUGACAGGCAGUGGUGUAUCAUGGUCUUAGGGGCAGUCUUUACCAGCUUUACCAACUGCAAUCCUUUGCCUUGAAAUGCUUGAGAUUGAGCCUGGGAUCUUCUGUAGUGAUACAAUAUGUAGUCUACCAUCUCAUAAUAGUCCCUGCUUUUUAUUAAUGUAGCAUAUGUCUGCUAAGAGUUAUAAUUUAUUUUCAUGAUUGCUGAUAAAAACCAUUUGACUCUAUUGCUCAUUUGCAGUGAUUACAGGAAGUGUUGUACACUGCCAAAUGUCAAUAAGGCAUCAAAAUAUUUAUUGGCUACCUGUGAGGGAGGCUUACAAAGAUCCUACAAAAAAGAUUAUACCCGCUGAGUUAUUCAUUAGAAGCUGCCACUCUCAUUCCCAGUUUCUGAACAAUUGUCAUAUUUCUCAAAUAGGAUACAUUACUAAUAUGGUGGUAAAUGGCAUUUGAUUAAAAAAAAAGUGAAGGAAUUCUUUUCUCCUUAGAAUCCUUGUAGAAGCUGAGGGUGGUACUAGUAUAUUAUAAAUACAUUUAUGGCUUUGUGCCACAAUUCCACAGAUUCUGAAUGAAAGAGCCACAAAAGAACUUGAACAGUGUACGGCAAGAAAUCUCAAGCUCCAGCAAGAAAAUGAACAGCAUACUUUGGCCAUUGAUCAACUCAUGCAGGAGAACCAGCAGAAAACCACAGAGCUGAGAGUAAGUUCAGUAUGACAUCAGAUACUAUCCCAGUUUCAAAACUGCAUUGUACAAAAUGGCUGCUUGGUAGGUGUGUGACUACUAGAUUAUGUGUCUAGAUGUUUGAUCGCCAUGAGGCUUCCUUUGAAACACAAGUAGCAGCUAUGGAAAGACAAUUCUUAUUGGGACAGAACAUUCUCACCCCCAGUAAGAAUUACAUUACAAAACAUGCACAUGAAUUGCACUGACAUCCAGGAUAGCCCAAACUUUGGAAGUGGUGACAUCAUAAUCUGCUCAUACAACCUUAUUCUUCCUAUUACUGUCUCUUUUCUAUUCCAAUUUGUUCCCUGACCUUUUCUGUUUUUUAUAUUGUUUUUGUGGCAUCUUAGAGAUUCCUGCCUUUCCAAGAUAGGUCAAUCUCUCCUUGAGAUGAAAGGCACUAUAUAUACCUAAGAUAUUGCCAUUGUUCAUCUCUUUUGUCUAAUCUCCAAUCAAGAACACAUCUGCAGUUACAACAUGGUUUCUGUUAAAGAAAAGGACAGAAAACCAAUAGUUUAUUGAGCUUUAGUAAUGUACAACCUGUUCUUCUAAACAGAAGAAGUCAUUUGCUGAUGAAGUGUUUGCUUCCAAGGGGCCUGGUUGGUUAAAACAAUGGAAGCAAGUUCUAGAAGCAUAUAAAAAUAUUUAUCUGGUGUAGUAAAAGGAUUCCAUUUCAGAGUUUCAGGCUAUCAAGAUUAUUUUCUGAUCUAUGUUCAUGUUUAUAAAAAAAAAAGUCAUUAUCAAAAGCUAUUAUUACAGCCGAUGAUCUUCCUUUGGAUAUGAACAAAGAAACUUUUGGUACCUAAAAAGCUAAAAAAUUAAUUGUGCCACAAAUUUCAUCAGAUACAUGGUAGACUCAAGCCUACAAAAGCUUCUGUUGCACAGUUCUAUGAGUGUCAACUUAAAAGUAAGCCUUAUGAGUUUAAUGGGUCUUACUUCCAGGUGCAUAGGAUUACACCCUAAAAUGCCAUAGAACCUUGUUGUUGUUGGCAUAAGUUACCAAUAUUCUAAACUCUUUUCAGGAGUGGGGCUACUGUUGGCUGAUUAGCGAGAGCCCAGAAGAGGGAAUAUAAUACUUUAAAAUAGAUGUUGGCUUGCACCACUCUUUUUGCCAGUGUAAGAUCUGCUGAGUUGCCAGGUCAUGUGACUGAACUAACAGGUUAAGAAUCAGCGUCUCUUGUUAUCCUGUCCCACCCCACCCCUGCAUACGUUUGAGUUCUGCAGGCUGAGUCCCAGCUGAGCCACAAUCAGGGAGUUACAGCAGCUGAACUAGGACAGCCCAGGAUCUUCCUAGUCCAAACGCACUCAUCCUGGUGAAUCUUGGGUUUGGAGUGCACUGUUAGUUCUUCUGUCCAGCUGUCAUUAGGCAAGUGAUGGCAAGCUGAGUACUUGGUACUAAAGCUCAAGAGUGCAGCGGAAGAAAAAGGAUAGAGAGAAAAGAGGAUGAAAAACAAAAGCUGUGCUCUGUAAAGCCUUCAGGGCUCUGAAUAUUUUCAUUUAUUGCAAAUGACAAUGGCUAUUAUAAUUUUUUUUCACCCAACACAUUGCAGUAGGAGCAAAAGUUGAUAUAUACCUUACUAAUUGUUGCCUCUCUAUUCCUGUUCUUUUGUUUUCUGUAGGCGAGAGAAGAUGAGGUGUCUCAGAUGCGUCAAGAGAUUUCAAAACUUUCUAAAGUGAGAGAGGUUAUGCAGCGAAAAUUACGUGCUGUAGAAGAGCAAAAGACUCAUGCUGAAUUCGAAAGGGAUACCCUUAAAAAUCAGAUAAAUGGGCUGGAGAGAGGUAGGAGUCAAAUUUAAUGCAGUGAUAUGGAAAUUUGGUUGGGCAAAACAAUUUCCCCCCAAUAUAUGUCUUAGCUAUACUUCGAGUGUUACAGAAAAAGGCAAGCUCCUGAAUUCCCAUGAUAUGUCAACUGUGGGUUUAUUAUUGUUUAGUUGGUGGUGGCAGGUUGAGGGUAUGACAAUGCGCUUCAGCAUAUCUUAAAAAUAAAUAAAUUCUUGUUUAUUUUUGUAAUGUUUGAAGGAAGUAUGGGAAAGCAAACAUGCAUCUGUGAAAUGUGGGCAGUUGCAGUUCCCCUUGCAAGUAUUUUCCAUACGUUUUGUAUCUGUGAGUCUUCUUUUCAACCAUUUCAGAAAAGACCUGGUUGACAUGCUUGGGAAAUCUGCUAUUAGCCGUUCCCUGCAAGUGCAGGAACUUGCAGUUUCCAGUAGAAAAUAGCAGAAUGCAGAAUUCCAAGAAUUCUGAUGCAGCAGGGCUGAGAAUUGUGCCUAGUUCUAGGAAUACAAUGCAAGUUGUGGGAGCAGCUAUGAAUAUGUAGUUAUGCUUCCUGCCAUAAGGCAGGAAGCCUCGAGUAAAAUUUAAGAUAUUGACGGAUGCCAAAGAAGGAGGUGGACUUGCCCUGCCAGACCCCUAAACUUUGUUGUGAACCAUCUGCUUUUUGCUGGCUGAGAGAAUGGUUGCUUCUUGAAAGCACUGAAGUGUUGGAUAAUGGCAGAUGAAGUUGAUGGACUAUAUGGAAUUGGCGGAAAUGACUGGCAAGAUCCGAGACCAGGGAGAAGAGUCGGGGGAAGAAGACUGGAAAAAGUUUAAAGACUAUUUAUAGAAAUAUUGUAAAAUUAUUGAAUGUUAGAAGAAUGUUGGAAUGAAGUUAUAUGGCUUUAGUAGAAAUGUUAUAAGGAAUUAAGUAUAAAUAGAUUAACAGAAAAUUAAAGGAAAAAAUAAGCCAAGAAUGUGUUAAGAUAAUUAUAGGAUAGAAAACAGAGGAAGAUGGAAAGGAAUUGCUGAAACAAUUAAUAGAAGUGGAAUACAGAAAGGGAGGUGAGAGGAGGUCGUUGGAAAUAAGCUAAUGAAAGAUAAGAUAUUGAAAAUGUUUGAGGUGUUUUUAAAUUGUUUUUGUUUGUUUUUGUUUUGUUUUGUAUGCAGUGUUUUUGUAUUGUAUUUGUAUUGUUCUUUUUUUCUUUUUCUUUUUUGUUUGUAGUGUUGUGUUGAAACUGUUCGAAAAGUAAUAAAUAUCAUUUUUUUAAAAAAUAAAAAAUGAAUAUGUAGUUAUGGUCCACUUCUCUUGCCAGGAAUCCACCAGAGGUUUAUCUCUUGUGUCCUGAGAUGAAAGAAGUCAAUGGAAUAUUAAAUACUUCACUGUAUAAAGGCGAAGUUGAAUCUUCAUUCUCUCAGUCUUAGAAACCAAAUGAGCUUUUCCAAGAGAUAAACAGAGUGAAAACAAGAUAAAAUCACAAUAUAAAAACACACAAUACAGAAUCAAAAUAAAAAACAAAAGCAACCCAAUAACCCCCUAGUAUUUGCCUAGUAUUGUAUCCUGUUGUGAUACAUGCUUUCAUUAUAUAAAUGAAUAAUUAUUAAAGCAAACUUUUAAUUCAGAAAUAGUAAUUUAAAAAAUAAGAAAUGGAAAGUGGGGGUUGUUGUGUAUUAAAUUCUUGCCAUGGAUUCACUUGAUCUGAUUAGACUUUCUUUGUGAUCAAGAGUCUUCUACUUUGUAUGGAUUUUGAGUGUUGCCAGUGAAUUAAUGAAUUAAUAUUUUUUCAGUAACCAGCUGUAUGGAUUAGUGUAUUUCAUCAGGGUUAUCCUGUAUUGCAAGGUUUUUAACCCCACACCCUACAGUAAGCCCAACAAAAUCAGACCUCCCUGCAGCUGCAGUAAGGCCUGGAAAGAAACCUCCCACUGGCAUGUUCAUUUAGGAGACCUUAUUGUUGGAACUACUCCUGGGCCUCCAUACAUCUUAAUUUGGCAGAGACAUACUUAGAGGUUGGUUAGGUUAGCACCUGCCAAGGCCACAGACUCGGGGGGGGGGCAGGGUUGAUGGACAACAAUUGCAGCUCUCUCAGCACCUCAGCGGAACGAUCCUGACAUGGCAUGGGCUGAUGCAGCAACCCUGCAGAGCCCCCUCCCUAGUCUGCAGUGGUACUGUCUGUAAGGACGCUGCUGCUUGGUCCGCUGUCCUAGCACGGCAGCUGCUCCUGUCCCCCCCACCCCGCUCCCUCUGUUUGCCCUGAGAGCGGCCUUUCGGCUGAUGUGGUAACAGUUGAGGCUUUUAAUUCACCAUAGCUGAUUCGCUUUCCCCUGUUUUCUCUCUUGCCUUGACCACUUUCCAGAGUGUGUGCCACUGCAUGUUCACAUCAGAGAGCAAGGGCCAUUGACUUAAGCAGGGCUUACUUCUGAGUAAAGUGUGCACUGGGGCAAAACCUCCAAGUUAGUGCCUUUCUGCUGUCACCUUGUCAGAAGUAAUGAAUAAUCAUAUUGACUUUUAGUUUUAAAGUAAAACUGCGUUUAAAAAAUAACAUCCCAUAAUGUUUUGUUUUGUUCAAGUUAUGCAGUCUGACUCUGAACUCAAGGUUUAUCAACUUUUCCUGUGUUUUAGAGUUGGAAGGUGCAAAAAAACAAGCUGAAAUUGACAAAAAAGCUAUAGAUGAGCUGGUGAGAGAAAGGGACAUAUUGAACAAGGUGAGUGUGUACAUCUGACUCUAGAAAAUGCAUCUCCCAGUCAUUUGUACAAAACCAAAUCCUAGUUGUGGUCAUUAGUAGUUAUUUGGUCAAGUAUGAAUAUGCACACUGCUGCUGGAAAAUGCUUCCCCUUUCUUGGGCCCAUCAAUCUUCUAUGAAAGGGUUGCAUUUUUGGUGGCAGGGGCUGGGAGAAAUUCUUUUACUUUUGUGGGUGAUGUGGCAUACCAUAAUAGAAAUGAGGUGGCAGAGAGUUUUAGUCUUUCUUUUACUGGAAAAAAAACUUUGCCGUUCCAUCAGGUGACCUGAUGGACAGCAACAGCAUCCUUCUUAUUGAGAGUGGCCCAAUGGGAAAAACACGGCAGGGGCAUUAUUGGUAAAACUAAAAAUCAGUCUGACAGAUAUACAUCUAUUGAUCAUUAGCGAUGACUGGAUCAGCCUAUUUCUGUUCCAUUUCAGUUUUGCAUGCACUCAGUCAUACGUCUGUUUCCUUUUUGGUUUUGCGGAUUGUGUUCUGAUUCAUGUUAGUCCAGGACUAGUUGGUUUGUGACAUAAUGCAGACUGAACAAAUUUAUCCUCCAUCCCUAUUGAAAAGAAUUAUUCUUGAAUAUAAAUGUAACAAAGUGCUGCAGUUCUGUAGACAGUCUGUUUGGCGAAGUUUCACGGAUGCCAGUUGUGCCCGGGAUUGCAAACUUUGUCCACUAUCUGUAGUAACAUGCAAACUUUAAAUGGAGUGUCUUGCAUCUUGGGAACAAGCAUUUUUUAAAAAUGAAAUACCAGGUGUUAAGAGUACCACCUUGGGAUGAUUUAUGUACUUUUCUGGCAAUGAGAGUCAAACUAUGUUACAUAGUCUCUCCACAUUUCUUCUUCCAUCAAAAGCAACUGUGGGAGGCUGCAGUGAGGGGUGAAGGAGGAGUCUUCUAGAAAAGGCGCUAGGAAGAUUUUGAGCGGGAAAACAGCCAGAGGAGACAUAAUUAAGCAGUCUUCUCCCCCCACCCCUACUCCUCUGCUGUUACUUUCAUUCUACUACUGCCUCCUAUGGCUGCUUUUCAUUAAAUAAGAAAAAGUCAGGAAAUUCCCAUGUCAUGUAUCUCCCAUGUAAUGUCAUGUUUGGACAUUGAGUGCUUGGUAUUAUUAGGCUUUGUGAAAUCACUCUUAUACAAUGUGUCCCCUAACCAUCUUCACCGUUUGUUUGCAGAACUUGCUCAAGGCUGCUACCGUUACUCAAAAGCAGAUGAACCUUGUUAAGCUCCAUGAACAGUCAAAGAAGAACCUGGAAGAAGAAAUUCAGAAUUAUAAGGAUGAGGCUCAGAAACAGAGAAAGAUAAUCUUUCAGCUCGAAAAAGAGAGAGAUCGCUAUAUCAAUGAAGCCAGUGAUCUCACACAGAAGGUACGAGAGAGUUGUUUGCAGACUUUUGCCUUUCAGAACUAACAAGAUGUUCCUUUCCGUUCUUGACUUUCUAUAUGGAUUUUGCCAAGGUCCUCUCAGUGGUCUUUAGGGUACAAGAAUAAAGUUCCAGUGAGUUAUACUUAUUCCUCUGCAUGUUCUUUACAUCUUAAAAAGUCCACUUAAGCAUACAUUCUGGUAUCUACAGUUAGUGUCUUAAAAACCCUCCUGUUGCUUGGCUAAUCAAGAGAUCUAGGAUCUAAAAUAAACAUACUUAAUUAUGCUGCCAGAAAAACUAUAAUUCUGUGAUGGGAGUAAAUUAUGCAGAUUAAGAAAAUUGACAUCUUUUUACUUAACUAACAUGUUUUGCAUGAUGUGAAAAACUUGCCGGUUGGGGACAGAAUAAUUUUGUUUUUGUUGGAACAUAUAAGCAGGAUGCAUGGGAUUUUGUGAAUUAGCAGGCAUGCGGAAAUGGGAGAAAAGGGGUGAAGAGCCUGCAGAAAUUACAAGGAGCUGUGCAGAGCAUGUCUUAUCAGGCCUCAGAUAGCAUGUAGAGGGACAAAGAAAGGCAAGUACUCCCUAGAAAAUUGCUUGCCCUUCAUUUCUCUUCCCAUUUGAGAGACAUUGCUAGGUUGUUACAGCUGUUAAAUCCUGAAUGACUAUAUAAGGUUUUUUUUGCAUUUUUUAUCUGAAAGCUUGGGCAAGUGGGAAAAAGCUUCCCCCCUUGCUCUCCUCCAACUUUACGCUGCACUCAUUAGCUGGUUGCUUUUGUAGUACAGCCCAUACCUUGACCACUAAUAUUUAUACACAGAUAUCUCCUGGCUUCAUGCACUUAAGGUGAAAUUGCUUGUGUAUUAAUCAAUUAUUUAUCCACUAUAAAAUAACUUACUCUUUUCUCAGUAAUAUAAAGGACAUGGCAUUAUAAUUAAGAAGGGUUUUUUAGAUUGGCCAUGCGGAUAUCUAGACUUAUCUUCUUGCAUAAAAAGCUGUUACUGCUCAGUAUGUAACUUGAAUCUGAUCUGUUGAACAAAACACAAGUUGUGAAUUUUUGCAGAAGCUUUGUCAUAGCCUGUUUUGUUCACUCAAGCUGGUUAGGUGGAGCUUUCUUGCUUGCUUGCCCUGCUAUGUGACUGUAAAAUGCUCUGUUAUUUGCUUGAGAACUGACUGAAGAGCUCUACAUAAAACUCACUGACAGGCAUGCUAGCUUCCAGUCUGUUUUCUACUCAUUGUUAUUCCCUGCUCACUUUAUGAUUACUUUCUGUAUCUUCAUCUGAUUAACAAAUUUGUGCCUUCUUGUAUGACAGCAUGUAUAAAUUCCUUGUAAUAACAAUCCCAUUUAAGUAAGAUUUGUUAUUAUUUUGGUAUCUUAAAUUGUCUUGUGUUUAUGGCAGUGAAUCCUUAUCAAUAGCAUUACAUACUGUGUAUCAGUAUGUGCCUGUGUGUGUGGAAAGUGAGAGAAAUUGAUGUGAUCACCUGUCCACAGUCUCUUGAUUUGUUAAGUAAGCAAGAAGAGGAAUUUUUAUGUGGUAGCAUGAUUUUUACAUUUUCCAUUGCAUGUAUGCAUGUAUGUUUGACAGAUGGAUGCCAACAACAGGAGCCAUGGCCCUUUCAGUGCGGUACCACAGGUUUUGUUUUUAAGGAUUUUCUUGUUUUACAGAAGUGUAAUGCCUCAUGUAUUUUUUUCCCAUGUAACAUUUUUACAAAUCCAUUUCAUUUGUUGAGGCAUUAGGGGGAGAAGAAAGAAAAAAAAGAAAGAAAGAAAGAAAGGAAAAAGAAAGGGGGAGUGGGGGGAGGGAAGAUGGGUGGGGGUGGGGUCGGGUGCCGAUGUUUCUAUUAUGCUUAAUGUAUGUAGAGUUUGGUGCCAGCGUUACUUGUGUUCCUUUGGUGGUGAGAGAGGUUGGGGUUGGCCUGGGGUGUGAUUGUUUGCUUGUGAUUGGCUGUGGUGAUCUUUGUUUUUGUGUGUGAGUGAGGUGGGUGGGUGUUUUGGAUCAGGUUAGCCAUAUUGAUUUGUAUGCUGUUGGUGGAUUAUUGUCAUUGCCUUGUUGGGCUGUGUAUUUGAUAAAGGGGAGCCAUACUGGGGUGAAGGCGUCUUCUUCUGUUUGUCCCCAUGUCAGUUUCAGUUUAUUAGUUAAUUUUUCUAGUAGGGCUGUUUCCCAUACUAUUUGGUACCAUUGGUCCAUGCUUUGCUGCACCACAGUUGAUGUUAACCAUAGGAAGGAAUAUUAAGAACUCUUGGGUAUUCUUAAAAAAGGUUAUUGAGGCCUGUUAUGAACAAGGCACAUCAGUCAUUGCUGCCGCCUCAGAAAGGGCCUUAUAACUAAAGGUGAUUGUCCAAGUUUGAGUAUAUGUAAUUCCAGUCCAAAAUGGAAACAUCAUUGUAGUGGAUUUAGGGGUUGCUCGUGCGUAAGUUGCCGCUGCUGCUGGCGAGGUUACCUGGUUAAACCCUUUCUGACUGAACAGCCUCCAGCAUCGUGACUGUCUCUGUCGCUGGCAGAAUCCGUCAGUGAGCGUUUCUUGAACCUUUUCCAGCAUAAAAGUUGUUUGACGCCAAGUCUCCUCCUACUCUCCCUGCGCGGAAGUCUUCUGCGCAGGGAGGGUGUGGGCAGCGGAGUACCCGUACUCUCUCCGCUGGUCUCCGGCGAGGAGUCUUGGAGCCUCCUCUCCGAUUCCCCCAUCUGCCCCCCUUCUCCACUGGUGUUACGCUGAUUUCCUUCCCCAGCAGAUGGGCUGCCUCUCUCCCUACUGGGACCCUCUCCUGCAUCCCUCUGGAGCCUUCCCUCCGCCUCUAGCUCCGAUGGCAGUUCCCUAACAAUCAUAAACCAAGAAAAAAAAUACAGGUGAAUUCUGACUUUGGACAGCCUUGGCACAUAGCUGGUGCAAAUACAUUUUGCAAAAAGAUCAGGAUGUUUAUAGAUCACCAACUUUAAGUGAGAAUUAGCUCAAGAUCUGUUUUAUCAUUGAAUGCAUUUCAUAUGGUACUCUCUAGCUACACAUAAAAACCAAGGAACAAAAAUGCUAAUACCUAAAAAUUGCCAAUAGGUUGUACAAAUAAAACUGUGAAAGAAGAACAUAAUGAAUACGAUUUUGGUGAUUUUGAUGUUUACUGCAUUCCCUUCAGUGCUUCUUCCCUUUUUCCCUUUGUCUGAGAAGCUUAUACAUAACAAAGCAUGAUCUCCCUGCCAAAUUUCUAGGUUUAGGAGACUUGGGGACUUUCCAAACCAGCUGCUUAUUGAGCAAUCAUGCUGAUAUAUUCACACACAACUUGAGCAGAAAUUAUACAGCAUUGUCUGUUUAUUGAGUAUUCAUCCUAAUAUGUUUGUGUUGAAGUUUUAUGAUAUUGCCAACUAGUGGUUAUUAUCCCAUGCUUUCUAGUGCAAUUUUCCAUCACCUUUCUUACCAAACAUGUUGCUAUUAAAAAGGUAAUGGGAUAUUUGUGCUAGAAAUUGUUGUGUAACAAUCAGGUUUUGUGCGAAUAAACAAUCCAUCUGGAAGCUCCAAAAUAAUAGUAACUCUCAAAAUCUUUAGUUCAGUAUGUUGUUGUUGUUAUUUAGUCAUUUAGUCAUGACCAACUCUUCAUUACCCCAUGGACCAGAGCAUGCCAUGCACUCCUGUCUUCCACUGCCUCCCACAGUUUGGUCAAACUCAUGUUGGUAGCUUCAAGAACACUGUCUAACCAUCUCAUCCUCUGUCGUCCCCUUCUCCUAGUGCCCUCAAUCUUUCCUAGCAUAAGGGUCUUUUCCUGGGAGUCUUCUCUUCUCAUGAGGUGGCCAAAGUAUUGGAGCCUCAGCUUCACGAUCUGUCCUUCCAGUGAGCAUUCAGGGCUGAUUUCCUUCAGAAUGGAUAGGUUUGAUCUUCUUGCAGUCCAUGGGACUCUCAAGAGUCUCCUCCAGCACCAUAAUUCAAAAGCAUCAAUUCUUCAGCGAUCAGCCUUCUUUAUGGUCCAGCUCUCACUUCCAUAUAUCACUACUGGAAAAACCAUAGCUUUAACUACAUGGACCUUUGUUGGUAAGGUGAUAUCUCUGCUUUUUAAGAUGCUGUCUAGGUUUGUCAUUGCUUUUCUCCCAAGAAGCAGGCAUUUUUUAAUUUCGUGACUGCUGUCACCAUCUGCAGUGAUCAUGGAACCCAAGAAAGUAAAAUCUCUCACUGCCUCCAUUUCUUCCCCUUCUAUUUGCCAGGAGGUGAUAGGCCCAGUGGCCAUGAUCUUCAUUUUGUUGAUGUUGAGCUUCAGACCAUAUUUUGCGCUCUCCUCUUUCACCUUCAUUGAAAGGUUCUUUAAUUCCUCCUCACUUUCUGCCAUCAAGGUUGUGUCAUCUGCAUAUCCGAGGUUGUUGAUAUUAUAUACUGAUAAUUCAGUAUAUAAAGCCCCAAACUUGUGACCAUUGUUAGGUCAAGGAAGUAGCAUAACAUAGCACUAGAAUUUGUAGGCAUCCAAAGAAGCUGAAUGUUGAAAGAUUCAGGACAAAGUAUUUCUCCACACAGCACAUAAUUGAAACAAUGGAAUGAGCUCCAACAACCUGUAGUGAUGACACAAAUUUGAAUGAUCUGCACUGGUUGCAGGUUUGCUACUGGGCUGGGUUGGGUUAAAGGUGUUACUAUUUGUAUAUAAGGCUCCUAACAAUUUGGAAGAAGUAUACCUAUGAGAUCACCUUAUGCCACAUGUACCAAUAGACUGCUUUAACUCAGCAGAAUAGGCGCUACUCUAGGUGCCACAUAAUACAUAAUGCAUUUGCAAGAACUUGAUAUAUGAAAUAAGUAAAUAGUUUAAUUAAAAGAAGAUUGAUGGAAGAUAAAGCUAUUCAUGUGGGCACACAUUACAGGGCUAAUUUUCUAUGUAGGACAAUUAAUAUAUCUCUUUUCCUUUAUUACUGUUUUUCACUGUAUUAUUAUUAAAUGUUUUUAUAGAGCACUUCAUGGCAUAAAGCCAUCAAAGCAGUGUAUUAGUAAAAACAGAAUUCUAAAACAAUAAAACUAUCCAUACAGACUCUAAAAACAAUGAAACCAUUUAAUCAAAUAUAAAAUUGAUCUUCAUAAAUGACUAAUUAUGCUUCAGGGAAAACUUUCCUAAACAAAAAUGUCUUUAGUAGGUGCCUAAACAGUAUCACUCUAGGUGCAUAUCUUAUGUGAUUCCACAGAGCUGGCGUGACAACACUAAAAGCCCAGUUUCUGCUAUAGCCUGAGCACACUUCUGGGGUGUAUGGUACUCUCAACUGAGGAAUGCAGUUGCCAGGCUGGUAUAUAAUGGGUAAGGUAAUCCUUUAGAUAUCCUGGUCCCCAGAGUACAAGUAAUGCUCUGCAAAGUAACCUUUCAAAUGUAGUCUGAAAGACAAGAUUGCUUAGUAGUAAGUGAAGGAAAUAAUGUAGAUCCAACGCAGAAUUUGUGAUAAGCAACUUAGUUCAUUUAACAAUGGCUGCACUCCGAAGCAUAGUUACAGGAAAGUAAAACUUAAUGAAUUCUGGGAUUUAUUUCUGAGUAUGCAUGCUUAGGAUUGCACAGUAGUUGGUGAAAAUGGAGGGUGAAAAGCAAAAUACAAAUAGAUCAGGGCCAGUGCUAUUUUUCUGGAAAAGAGGUGCCGGAACUCACCAUGAACACCUCCCUUAUUCUCUUAGAAUGGCAAUGGUGCCCACUUGAGAGGUGCUAGAACUAAGUUCUGGUGAGUUCCUGCUGCAAAAAGCCUUGAUCAGGGCUAUGGCAAAGGUAGGAGAUGCACCAUGGCACAUGAUGUCUGGGCCGAACAAAAGCACUAAUGCAAAUUGUCCUAAAUCUGGCUUCCUAGUAUGAGGAUAUUGACAGAACCAGUGGCCGGCUAUAGAGCUAAUACUUCUGUGCUUUGAAGCAACUCAGAAGCAAUUGCCUUUUUAUAUUGUUCUAGUUGACCCCAGAGAGCUUCCCAGGAUCAAAUAAUUUAGUCUAUUUUUUCAACUGAUCUAGUCACAACUGAGGUUUUCUUUCAGAUUUUUUAAUGUUGUAGAUCAGUUUCCAAAACUUAUAUACUGAUUUGCAAAUAAUGUAUGAUGUGCCAAAUUGUUUGUGAGAGAAACAACCCUCUCCAGGCUUCUUAUUCCAAUUUAGGCACAUCAGUUUGCUAGAUAGGUUGCUUGAUGUACAUUGUGCACUGUGGCCUCAGUCACAGUGGAAGGAUGCUGACUGCUUUCAGUCUGAGAUGAUUACACCCUGUACAAGAUCAGUACAUUGAAAUCCAGGAAGUUUAGUAUUUACAGUUUCAUAUGAGUUUCUGAUGAAGAAAUGUUAGAGUUCAUUAGUUCAUUGAAUCAUGCCGAAGAGCAGAGGAUUCAGAUUACCUUUACAGAUGACAACCUCCAGCAAAUUGACCAAGCGUGAAUAACAGGUGCUAUGCCAAAAGUGCAUCUAGAAUUUUAAAAAUGCAUUUGAAUUAGUACAACUAUUUCAGAUGGUACAAGUUACUUGAGUCAUGGCACAUUGUCCUAAGAAGACAGAUAUUUGUGAGCAGUCUGUUCCGAUUCAGCUCCAUGUAUGUAUGGCAGUUGAAAAUCUGACUUUCAAUGCAAAAUCACCCUACUGAAGCUCAUCAAGUGAUACUUUGUGCAUUCUUCCCAACAUGGUAUCUGUAAAGGAGAUUAUUACAGAGUUCUCAGAAAAAAAAGAAGAACUCAGCAUUGUAAGGGAAAUGUUUUCCUAAUCUCAGUUGACAACUCUUGAGUUAUUCAUAAUAAAAUAUCCAUUAAUUCAUCCAGUUCCAGUUUGAGAGUUAUUGGAGAGGUGUUACUCCCACGCAACAAUUUUAUAAAUUCUUAUGAAAGCACAGUCAGCCUCAGAACCAUGGAUGCCAACUUGUAAAACAUAGUAAAGUAGUUUAUUAUUGUACUUUUGUUCAUCAACUCCCAAGAUGCAUGGUUACAAUUCAGUGAUCUGUUUUCUAAUUUUGCUUCAGCCUAUAUAAUCACUAAGCUAGGCUUCAGAUUUGAAAUACACUUUAUUGAUUUUGAGUUCACUUUUAUUGCUAUUGGCAACUUGUUUUUAACAGGAAAAAGCAAAAGGUAGGAGUAGGAGUUAAAUUAUAAGCUGGGUCUCUGCUUUUGUUUUAAACUGUAAGCAGUUUUUAGGCAUCUCUGCAGUCAGCAACAAAUGCACUUGAGUACCAUUGCCACUUCUGCAAUAAAACUUUCUAUAUUUAGAUGUACUUUAUCUCCUGAGUUGGUUAGAGGUAUCUGGUAAUCAAUUAAUUAAGCAUUCGCCCCAAAGCUUGCACACUGAUAACCCUACUAUACACUAGCAAAGCUUGAAUUCUUUCAGCAUAGACAAAUGUGCUGGUUGCAAGGUCUACUACUGAGUAGCUGUUCUGAACAUUAAUGUUAUCUCUUCCUUUGAAGGUUCAUGAACAUAAAUUUAUGAAUUUAAACAAUAGGCCUCAAUGCAAGGAAGCUAGGCAGGGUGGACGAAUUCCAGCAAUCUGUUUCAUUACCAUCUAAUGUCAAGGUAAUGAAGAAACCAUUUCCAGAACCUCAGAUAUCUGAAAUUUAAAAUUUAUCAGAUUUCUCUGGCUUCUCCUUAUGAGUUUUAUUAGUGAAAAUACAUUUUUAAAAUAUUCCCAUGUCUCUCAUUACUGCAAAGUUUGUACCACUCUCCCCAGUCAGUUGGAUAAAUGAAGUGGAAACUACAUAGCAUAUACAGUGGUGCCUCGCAAGACGAAAUUAAUCCGUUCCGCGAGAGUCUUCGUCUAGCGGUUUUUUCGUCUUGCGAAGCAAGCCCAUUGACAGAUUAGCGCUAUUAGCGCUAUUAGCGGUUUAGCGGCUAUUAAAGGCUUAAAGGCUUAGGGGAUUAGCUGCUAAAAGGCUAUUAAAGGCUAUUAAAGGCUUAGCAGAUUAGAUAAAGGGGGGGAAAAGCAAAAAAAAAAAUUCUAGACUCGCAAGGUAUUUUCGUCUUGCGAAGCAAGCCCAUAGGGGAAUUCGUCCUGCGAAGCAACUUCAAAACGGAAAACCCUUUCGUCUAGCGGUUUUUCCGUCUUGCGAGGCAUUCGUCUUGCGGGGCACCACUGUAUGUAAAUAAUUAUAUGGGAGGGGGGAUUUUGUACAAGAAAGCACAAAAAACCUUGGUGCUUGGGAUAGGUUUCUUCCAGUAUCUUGCAUGGCAGAGAUGAACAUGAAUGCAUAUUUUCCAAGAGGAAGUUGUAGUAGUAAAAUGUUUUUCCUGCCGGUUUCAUAACUUACAAACUUCACUAUUUGGAAGCUCUAUGCUCUUCUUGCUUAAUUUGAGAGCUCAUAUGUGCCCUGCUCUUUAAGAAGGCAAUUUUCCUUCUUCCCUAUCAAUAUAGUAUAGUGUAAAAAAGUAUGCUGGAGAGGUAUUAAGAUUUAAGUGUUUGUGACACCUUAAAUUUCUUCAUGGCAAACUGUCCAGUGCAUUCCAGAUGAUCUGCUUCCACUCAUUGUCUCCAUGUUUUCUCCUCCAAAUGCUUGUUUUCCUUAAGAAAGGUGAAUUGUGAUAUGAUUAGGCAAAUCAUUUUGGCUGUUUUUAUCCUUGCAAAGAGGUAUGGAGUACAAUGGGAUAUCCGGAUUGACAGUUAUGAUAAAUGAGAAUGACAAGAGCCCAUAGUAGCUCAGAUACUGAGGAUUCUCAUGCGCGCCUGAAGUUAUAACACAGAGCUGUCCAAGAUUAUUAAAUUCCACUGACCGUAUAAAGAGUAUUCAUUGGCUAAAAUGAUCCAUGUAGACACCUUUUUUUUAAAAAAAACUGUACUUUGCUCUCCUCUAUUCGAAAAUAAUUGCAGCUCCUUAAGACAACCAUUUCACACUUUGGCAGAGCAAGAUUCAUUACUAAGGUGAUGUAUUGAUUCAUAGGCUAGUUUUCAGCAACAAAUUUGAAAUCUGUCAAUAGACAGUUCAAACAACUGGGUCACUACAAAUGAGAGAAAGACAGCAAUGUUGCAUUCUUCAUAACAUGCGGUUUCAUUUCAUAUUAACUAUAUGCACAUGUGUAUAUACAUAUACAUAUACAUAUACAUAUACAUAUACAUAUACAUAUACAUAUACAUAUACACAGAGGUUGCAGGACGCUGUGGUGCUGUGGUCUAAACCACUGGAGAUGAAAUUAACACCUACCGGUUCCUUCAGAUGGAGGAUGAAUGACACCUUGUUUAGAGAUCAAGAAGUUACCAAGAAGGCCCAAAAAAACCUUGAGAGACUAUUUUGAGAUAAAUAUGAACACUACCAUCGAAAAAAGAGUAAUCUGGGACGCAAGCAAAGCAGUUAUGAGGUGGUUUCUAAUUCAACAGAAUGCAAUAAAGAAGAGAACCCAAAAUGAGAAAAAAGAUAAAAUUUUAGAAAAAAUAAAAGAGGGGGAGAAGAAACUGAGAGCGAAACCAAAGUCACAAGAGAUUCUGAGAGAAAUAAAGUUAUACCAAGUUCAAUAUAUGAAGAUGAUGAAUCAGGAAAUAGAAUGGAAAAUUAAACAGAUGAGACAAAGGACAUUUGAAUCAGCCAAUAAAUGUGGAAAGCUGUUAGCUUGGCAAAUGAAAAAAAGACAAAAACUUAACACCAUUACUAACUUGGAAGUGGAAGGAAAGAACAUCCAGAAUCCAGUGGAAAUUAGAAAAUGCUUCCAGAGGUACUUUAAACAGCUAUAUACACAAGGGCCACAGAAAGAGUGUGAUUUAGACCAAUUCUUAAAAACAAAUGGACUUCAAAAAAUCUCUCAAGAAAACAAGUUAAUGUUGAACUACAAAAUAACAGAACAGGAGGUGGAAGGUGCCAUCCAGAACAUGCAAUUGGGCAAAUCUUCAGGGCCAGAUGGCUUAACCUCAAAAUAUUAUAGGUCCUUAAAGGAUUGGAUAAUUCAACCACUAAAGGAGGUUUGUAAUGAAAUUUUGGAGGGGAAAAAAGUGCCAGAGUCGUGGAAGGAAGUUUAUAUUGCACUAAUACCGAAAAAUGAGUCUGAAAAGACACAACUUAAGAACUACCGCCCCAUAUCCCUGCUUAAUGCGGAAGGUCAGUGGUUAGAAUCCACAUGAUGAGGUGAGCUCCUGUUGUUCUGUCCCAGCUCCUGCCAACCUGGCAGUUUGAAAGCACGCCAGUGCAAGUAUAUAAAUAGGUACUGCUGUAGCGGGAAGGUAAACGGCCUUUCCGUGUGCUCUGGUUUCCGUCAUGGUGUUCCGUUGCGCCAGAAGUGGUUUAGUCAUGCUGGCCACAUGACCUGGAAAGCUGUCUGUGAACAAAUGCCGGCUCCCUUGGCCUGAAAGUGAGUUGAGCACAGCAACCCCAUAGUCGCCUCUGACUGGACUUAACCAUCCAGGGGUCCUUUACCUUACCUUUACACAGAGGUUGCAAUCCUCUACCCAUUUACCUAGGAGCAUAUCCCUCUGAAUGCAAUGCAACUUAUUUACAAGUAGAUAUGUAUAAGAUUACACUGCAAAAAUCUUUUUAAUAAUUGCAGAGUGGACUUGACCUCUUCCCAGCUGCUUUUAUUCCUGUUGGGGAAAAGCUGAGUAGAGACAAUUUUCAGUGGGAAAAUGGUGUGUGGGGAAAGGUUAUGAUCCUGCCUUCCCAUGCUAGUCUCCUCCUUCAGAUUGCAGCUGCAUUCUUUUACAACACAAUAAAGUCUGUAAAUAUAAUCCAGACCUUAGCCCAAAUCUGUCUGGUUGAACAGAAAUCUUUGUAUUUGCAGUAAAGUCUGUAUAUAGAGCACUGCUAGUCGUCAUAGAAGGAUGGUUUAAUGAUAUUUAUUUUAUGCUUUCUCUGACAGGUCCUCCAUCACAUGGAAGAUAUCAAAGUGCGGGAAAUGCAGAUCUUUGACUAUAAAAAGCAGAUAGCAGAGUCUGAAACAAAAUUAAAACAGCAACAGAACCUCUAUGAAGCUGUGAGAUCAGACAGAAACCUCUACAGUAAAAAUUUGAUCGAAGCCCAGGUACUAAAAAGCAGUUCUCUUACUAAGUUUGUUUCCCAUUUUAGUUGAGCCAUGCAGUGGUGGCUGGUAACAUUUUGACAUGGGAGGGCUGCAAUUUUCAGAUUGACAGAAAUGACUCUGUAAAUUAAAGACAGUAUAAAAUGUGUGUGGGACGGAAAAAGCGUGUGGCUUUGAGUUUUUGAGGAUUAUUAUUAUUUUUAAUGGCUUGAUAUUUUCAGUAGGAGGGCUGUGGUCCUAUAGCCCAGCCUCCACUUGAGCCACCCAUUCUUGGUUAAUAUCUAGAAGAUAUAACAAUGCUGACAUGAUUGUUUUCAUAUCUAUGUCCCUCCUGUGGGAAAAGUUAUAUUACAAACCUCAGCCACAUUGACCUGACUGUUUAUGCAAACAAUCGUGACUCUAGAACAGAGCUUUCCAAACUGUGUGUUGCAACACAUUAACGUGUCAGCUGCAGUGUGUAGGUGUGUCACAUGAAUGCUCCCCACGCUCCUCCUGGGGCUGGAAAGGGGUUAGUUUAACCUCUAGUUUCCUAGUAAAACUGAAUUACUGUGCUGCGAAAGGAUGCAUGUCUAAAAAGUGUGUCACCAACAUGAAAAGUUUGGAAAGCUCUGCUUUAGAACAUAGAGUCUAGGUGGCUGCAGGGGGACCAUCCACGAUACUAUCUUCACAUGUAUGUCUUUGAAAGAUGAAGAGAUGUCAGGAGUCAAAUUAGGAAAGUGACAAGUCUCUGGUGGUUCUGUAUUACAGGAGAGCUUUCCAUAUCAGAUGUCCUCCAAAGAUGAUCUAGAAAUUUGUACCCAGUGGAGAAGGGAACCAUUUUUCAGAUGGCCUAGCUCAAAAACAUUACAAAUAAAUGCUCUUGAAUGAUAUGAUUAUCUGAAUAUAGUAUUGUUUUAAAGUAGAUGCCUUGAAAGUGUCUGCCAAGGGGCAUCCAAAGCUCCAGGGGACUAAAGGAGAGUCAAACAAGACUGUAUCAGAUUGAUAGCUCAACCAUCAAUUUCCUUUUGUCUUCAGCUUUGUGUGAAGAAUCAACAUUAAGCAACAAAUUAUUUUCUAUAGUAGGGAAAAGCUGUCAUUGCAGCAUGACGGAAAAAGAUACAGAUUUUUUUCUGAGGGAAAGUUAGCCCAUCAAAUUAUUAAGGAAGUAGCUACAAAGGUGGCCUAGUAAGGAGAACAUAAUUUAAAUUUGACUAGGGAAUUUCUUGCACAGGCUUGUACCUGGCUAGGAAUAUAGCCCUUGCCCAAAUGGAAGUGGGUAAUUAUGGCAUCUAUAAGGUGUUAAUUUAUUUCAAAAGAGUGUGGGGAGCAAGAGGAUUCAGUUAGCAUGAAUUGCAAAAUUCAGGAGUAGGAGAAAACAUCUGUAGCUGAACAUAAAUUUUAUAGUAUAGUCAAGCUAUGCUAUAGCAAUAAGACCAUCAUUCAUAGUUCAGUAACAAGCCAGCCAGCCAUGAAAACAAAGAUGGUCUUAUCUGAAAAUCUAUGCAGAAUUGUCAUCUCUCUUGGGAUAUAAGCUUAAUUGGUGCAAGCUUGUUUCAGAAAGCAAACCUCUUGGUAGGCAUUUUCAGAUUAUUUAAUAAGGAAAAUUCCCCCAUUGCCCAACCCUGUUCACACUGCUUCUGAUCUCCAGGGUAUCAUAAGCUCAGACACAGUAAAGCCAUUUGAUAAAGGAGUUGUUGGCUGAAUUUCAGUACUUGCUAGGAUGGUUUCACAUUUUUGGAUCAUUCUGGUUUUGGGAAUUGUUGCUUGUUAAUUUAAACGAAUGUAACCUCAAGCUUUGCAAAAUUCAUGGGAGCUUUUCCAUUUUCAUUACCAUAGUAGUAGAUUUGGAAACAUAUGUGCAUACCAACUUUUAAAAUAGCUGGCUUUCUUCAUGAGGCUUUGUAACAUAUCUACGAUUAUACUCAGCUUUCUCCUGUUCUCUUUACAUGAGUGAUGAUGUGUAUAUCACAUGAUAAGCUCUAGUUUCAAAGGAUGUGUGUGUUUGUGUGUGUGAUAUUUCUUCUGUUGCAUUUACCUAAGUGAGAACCAGAGUUCUUAUUUUGUCAUUGUAUUAUACCUUUAUAUCAGACAGGAGCCUGAGACCUUGCUCCUGCUUCUUGAUAUUUUUCUGGCUUUUGAUGGCAUUGUUCAUGGUAUCCUCCUGGACUGGCUCUGGGGUGGAGUAUGGCUAUGCUGAAAGAAAAAUGUGGAUUUUAUAUCUAUCACUGCUUUAGAGCCAUUGGUACCUGCAUAUAGUAAGCCCUCAAUUCUGUCAUGUUAGGAUGAAAUCAAUGAAAUGCGAAAGAAGCUGAAGAUUAUGACACACCAGGUAGACCAGCUGAAAGAAGAGAUCUCUGCUAAAGAGGCAGCUCUUGUGAAAAUGCACCUGGACCACCAGCGGAUAGAAAAAGAGAAAGAGGCCUUAAAGGUAAGGAACUUCCAUUAGGAAAAGUGUCCCAGUAUUGAUCAGAGGUAAAGGAAUUGGUUUUAAGUUGUUGAAUUGGCAGAAAUGUACCUGUUUACCUUCUUGAAUGGACUUUUUUAUUGUCUAUAUAAAAGACAUCUUUUUUCUGUCAAUAGCUGUUGAAGAGCAGUAUUAAAAUAUAUUUCGUCUUGUGUGGCUCUUCAGAGUGGACCAAGGGCAGGAGCUGCUGCACUAGUGCUGUUGUGGAACAUUUAUGGUUUUAGUAAUGGUAGGAGUGCAUCCUGCAGUCAUUGCCAGUGAAAGCAGGGAGAGCUGGAAGUCUCCCAUUCCAUUGCCCAGAAGAGGCCCUGCCACUUGGCAUAUGUUGGUGUACUGCUCAUUCUGCUGUGCUCCAUCCAUCAGCCUGAGCUGAUAAAAGUGGUAUCCGAUUUGGUGUUGUGGAUUCCUGGGGAUUUCAGCAUCCAUGUUAAAGCUGCCAGAUCCAGGUGCCUCAGGACUUAAUGGCUGCAAUGGCUGCAGUGGGGCUGUCCCAAAACGUCAUCAAACUCAACAUAGAACACACUUGAUCAAGGAGCUGGAUCGUGAUCUGAAAGGGGUUGGUGGGAUUUAACGUCUAUCAACUUGUCAUGGAAAACUCACUUCCUACUUAGGUUUAGGCUUGCAUGAGCCUUUCCCCUCCUGCAAGGAUGGGGCACCUAUUAAAAUGGUCCCUCCUCUGGAAGCCAUUGGAUUCCAUAGAGCUCUGGAGGAUUUUCCUGCCAGGGUGCCCUGGGAUGAUUGGGAAAUAACUGAUUCUACUAACACUUGGGGUUCCUCAAAAAGACUCUGCAAUUCAAACAGAGUUCUCUGCUGGCCCAUGCUGGUUAUUCAUCAUACUUUUUGGUCUACAUUUGUUGAAUUAACUUCUGUUUAACAGAUUUGUAGGAUAGGAGUAUUUUAAAUUAAGUUCCCUAGUCUUUAAGUGGCAGGGUAGAGUCAAUAUUCCAUGGUUGCCCUCAUUUUUCUGGCAGGGCUUGUAUCCCUUUAACAUUUGUGUGAUUCCUGGCAUGGAGAUGCAUAGAUGGAAAAUUGUCAGUUCCUGAAUUUUUGCUGGCCAUGCAACUAUAAAAAGUUUACGAUCUUGCUAGGAAAAACCAUAGUAAAGAAUAUUAUAGAGAUCUAAUACUUUUGCUGGAAAUGGUUCCUUUUUAGCUUAACAUACAUAGCUGUCUGGUACUAAGCCAAUGAAUCUUACUACUAAGUAAUUAUAUAUAGGAUUGUAGUCUUAGUUCCCUUCUUGACAGGUUGUACCAAUGCCAUUUUAGCCAACUGCCUUCAUUCAUGUUUCAUUAGCCACUUGUGCUUGGAAUCCACUGAACUAUUGGUGUCUGGAUUGCUCUGUCAUAACAUUAUUAUUGUAAGUGUGGAUAUACCCAUUAAACCCCAGUUUAAUACUACUAGACUACACUGAUAUUUGGCACAAACCUCUAGGGUUAAAUAUUUGCAAAUUAACUUGAGGAGUUUGUUGCUUAAUCAUUAGAUAAUUAGGCUAAGGGCCCAGUCCAAACUCCUACCUCCUGCCUCUGGCCAGUGGGACUUUGUGGAGUGGCAGGGCCACCGCUGCAUCUGCAGCCCUGCUCCUCAUGGUGCCUGUGGAGGCAGGUGAUGGUGGAGGAUGCUCAGGCCCCAUCCAUACGUGAUGGCUGUGCCAGCCCAAGCUGGUGCAGCGAUUGGGCCCUAUGCCAUUGUGCUGUGGCUGUAAGACUGACUUGGGAUCCAGUCAAUCCUGAGCUGGCACAGCCCCCCCUUCAUCCUUUUGAAUGCCCCACCCCAGGGCUUUCUGCUGGCUCCCACUGGUGAGCGUCAUACCUACUUGCACAAUUGGCAGCCUGUGGGAGUCUGGCUGAGUCCAAAGAGCUGGGAAGUGAGAUACCACCACCAAAUCUAAACCCCUCCCCAGGUGUAAGGAUGGGUAUGGUGGAUUGUAGGGUGAAUGGUGGGUAUGGUGAAUGGUGGGACUGAAUAACCGCAGACUGAUCUUUUGUAACUUUAGGGGAAAAGAAGAUCAAGGAUUUGAAGAGAGAUAGCUGAACUGGUUGAAUAUGGAGAGCAGGCCAAAAGGAAUAGAGAGGCAAAACCUAAUAUAGAGCAGAGAUAUCCAGGAUUCUGGAGUUGUUCACUAUUGGAAGCUGAUGUGGAAAUACUAUUCUUUGCAUAGUCUUAUUUCUAGUAUUGAUGGAUACUUAACAAUUAACAUUUGAAAUGCUGUGCAAAGUUAGUAAUUCCGCCUUCCCUGUAGUAUAUUAAGAAAGAAGAAAAGAUACACACAGGGAGAGAUUUUAGUUUUUCAUUACCAAAUAACUAGAUUCCCUAUGAGUGGAUUUCUGGUCAGGUGGAAAUUUACUUUUGAGGAGCAGCAGAAAGUCAUAAAUCUGUGCUAAAUCAAAAAGAAAGUAGGAGAAUACUGUCAGUGCUUCUUUUAGUUACAGUGAAUGUAGCUGAAUCUGGCUGCAUGAAAUGUAACUUUCUCAACUUCAGUCUCUCUUUUUUUGUUUUUUUAAGAUAAAGAGAAACAGCAUCCAUAGCAGGUCAUUUUUAUUUUCACUAAAGGGGGAGAUCCCUUCCUUGCUACUUUUUGCUUUGCUUUCUUUUUGUCAGUUUUAUGCUACGCUCCAGUGACUCUGUAGGUUUUCAGCUAUUGUCAGCACAUUACUGUUAUGACAGAAUGUCAAUAGAACUCUGUAAAGGGGUGAUGAAUUUGGGUUCUCGGUCUGUCUGCGAGUUGUUAUAUCAGCUAUGGAGAAAGCAUUCAGAACUUUACUUCUUGUGCAAAACUGUCUCCUUUAACUAGCCUCUAAUGCUGCCUUGUCACUGUGGAACCAUCCACCAACAGUUUGACAGCAGCUUGAUUGCUGUGCUCUUUUACCUGUUCAAUUAUUCAGCAGCAAAAGUGUCUGUGGCCUAUCCUCACUUUAGUAACUGGCUUGAGGGCAUUCUGCUCUGAUGCCUACAGAAUUUGUGCUAAAUACCUAGAAUGCUAAGAGUUUCCUCCUCCCUCUUUUACAUCUUUCCCAACCCCAACCCAAAUAUUAUGCAUUCAAUUCAGUGGGUGUCCUAGUAUGCAACUUCUACAUUUGUCUUUGGUGCUUUGGCCAGGAUCCAGUGGACCAGCGGGAAAGCUUACUCAUACACUGUGUGUUUCCUGUCACAUGGGAAUGUGCAGAUCCUAUACCUGAAGGUAUUUAGAUCACACCUUUGUGAGAUUUCUGACACCUCUAGGGCUUCUGCUUAACAUGGGGCUCCUGGAUUGUCUGGUAGUUGUUUGGAUUUUGCUUUGCAAGAUAGCUUAGAUUUUCAUGCACUUAAUGCAUCUGAUCCAGAAUAUUUGCUUAUAUCAAUAGCCAACAUCUAAAGCUGUAUCUUGUUUACAGCUUGUAUAUUCUGUGACAAAAAGGAUAGCGUUUUGAUAUUAAAAAAAUGUUUCAGCAAUGCUGAACCACAUGAACAGUUUUACUCUUCCAAACAGUUACUUUUUACACACUGUUGCUUGCAUUUAAUACUAGGCAGCAUCCAUUUUUGCUCUGCUGAUAUUUGCUCUGCAAAUAUUGUGCAUAUGGGAGAAUAAAAGUUUUAUUAAAGAAAACAACAUGGGAGCAAGGUAUUUUAUUAGUAUAACAGAACAGUUCUACCAGUUCUCUUAAAUUAUUGCUUUCGCAACCAGUUUUGUUGUUGUUGCAUUGCUUUUUCUCAAGAGACCAAACACACAUCCCCAUUUAUUGGAACCGGCCCUUUUCAGAAUCUGUUGUGACAGAGCAGGAUCAAAUGUCUCUGUCUCUGAAAAACAUCCUGUCCUGAAAAUAUAUCGCAAAUGUUUCUUGCUUUUAAAGGUAUUUCCCAACUAAGAAAUCAAUAGGAAUAGCCUUUUCCUUUCUAUCACUUUAACAAAGUGAUUGUCCCUUUAACAAUUGAAGCACCACAGAAUAUUUGGUGGUUCCUUUGGCAUGGUAUCAUUAUCAUAUUUGAAAAUAGCACACCUUGAGUUGCUCCCAGUGAACUACUGUACUAGCAAUGUAUCUAGGAAUGAUACAACUUUGCUAAAGGCAAAGGCAAUAAAUUACAGAUAAAUAACAGCCCUAUUAUAUGCAAACUUUAUCACCUCAACUCUUGACUGUGAACGUGUUGUAGUUUACAGUAUUACAUAAUAUUAUCUUAUGUACUAUCCUUGAAUCUUUGUUUCUGAGUUCUCUAUGCUGUUUCAAGAACACUAUAAAAAUGUCAGCAGCUUGAAUGAAGGUGACCUGGACUGCUUCCAUGGUUAUGGGCUUUGUCUGAAAGUAUUCUCUGUCCACUGCAGGGGUAAUGCUGUUAAGUCAUCUGAUUGUAGUGAUUUCAUGAUCAAUCAACCGUCUGUGUGAUUGUGUCAGAAUUUUCUGUGUCAGAAAAUGUGUAAUUUCACUUGCACCAAUUCCAGACAAGUUUGAUAAAUUAUAAAGAUAGUGGUGGGUUAUUACUGUAAGCAACUGAAUUCUCCACUAUCUACUACUGUUCAUUUUCCCCCUCUGUAAGUUUAAGAAAUGCCUGCGAAUUACAAAUUGAGCCUAAACCACACUGACAUUUCUCUUGGGUAUGAUGUACAAUACAAAGAUGUUGGACAUAUUGUUACAACCUUUCUUUUAUAAGAGUUUAGUGUACAUUUGUGUGGUAUUUCUCAUUUGCUGUUGAGAACCAGCAAACUGAAUCCAACAAAACAUGAGAACCUAAGCAAGAGUACAAGAUUGUCUAAAUCUUAAUAAUCCUAAAUUCCCAGGUUUAUAAAGUCGGAAGCUGUUACUAAACACAAUUUAUUUCCUGUUUCUUUUGUUUCUGCCAGAGUGAACUGCUUAAAAUGAGACAACAAGCUCUGGAGACUAAACACUUUAUUGAAAAACAAGAGGAAGAAGAAAGAAAACUCUUGAAAAUUAUUUCUGAAGCUGAUGCAGAGAGGAUCAGGCAAAAAAAGGAAUUAGACCAGGUAAGUAAUACAAGCACUGCUUCAGUGGCACUUACUCCAAUGUGACUCAGUUGAAGCAAAUUGGCAUCAACCCAUUUAACAUACCAUAGUGUUAUAAAACAGAAGGAUGCCAACUUGUCCUAGUUGAAGAUCUGGCCUACUGUCAGGACUGCUUCAGACCCUCUUCAGUAAUAUUUUUAUUUACUGACAAUAUGCAACAUUUUGGUGCUAUGUUUUUUUUUUUGCUGAUGAAGGCAGUGCUCCCCCUUAUGCAUUAUGACUGACAAUUUUCAUACUUUCAGCCCAUCUGUAGAAUCUUGUCUUGGCCUGCCACUUUUUCUAGGUUAUCAGUGAAAGAGACAUUCUGGGGAGCCAGCUGGUUCGUCGCAACGAUGAAUUGGCUCUUCUAUAUGAGAAGAUCAAAAUCCAGCAAUCAAUUCUGAACAAGGGAGAAAUGCAGUACCGGCAAAGAAUGGAAGACAUCCGACUACUCAAGCUGGAGAUCAAGAAACUUCGUCGGGAGAAGGCAAUACUUGGCAAGAGUGUAGCUAAUGUGGAAGAACUCAGGUAGAAAGACAGAAUGAAUCAAUUUUGCUUGUGGCUGCGGCCAUGACACUGCUUUUGAGACACUGGGGAAUGUUUGUUUUAAUGCAUGACAAAGAUUUGUGUUGACAUAUCAGUUAUUUCAAGGAAUGAUUUGCUUCACAUGACCUCGUACAAUAUUAGAUUUAAAUUCAAGCAAAUAAGCCAAUCAAUAGCCAGGAAAAAGAAACAUAAUUUUAAAGGGAAGUUGCUGGUACCAAACUAUCCCACUUCCAAACUUUACUUACUUCUACACUUGCUACAACGUAAAACUUGACAGGCAGCAAUGGGGAAAGUCUUCAGAGUUCAGUGAAUAACUUAGUGGGGCCCAGGACCCACAUUAGCAGAGCUGUUUUUUAUUAGGUAAUUUAUAGUGAAAACAGAACAUUUGACAUAUUUAUAACAAGCCCUAAUAUGUUCUCAGUUUUUUGUCCUUUAGAUUUAUCAGGUAGCUUGAUCCUAGUAGAAAGGUUUGCUUAAAUUUUCAUUCGAGAUUGUGUUUACCUCAGAGCAAAAUUUUAUGGGCUUGCUAGAUUUAUCUCCUCCUUUUUUGUGCUAAUACUUUAAAAAGAAAAAGAAAAAAGACCUUGCUAUACUUGAGACAUAUUUUGUUCUUUUGGGAAAACAUUGUUAUAUAGUCACUGUGGGCUUGUAAGAAAAUAGACUAAAGAAAAGGACUGCUUUCAGUGAGUUACUGGUUUGGCAAAGGAGGAUUUAGUUCUGUCUUCUGUUAAGUAAGAUUUAUGCUGUUGGCAAAACUUCACAGACAUUAAUAAGGUUUGCUCUAGAGAGUUACUCUGCUAGUCCCAAAGAAUAAGCACAAUAAAAUAGGUAAGGUGCUUUUUUAAAAUUAAUUGGACUUAUUUCUUUGGGUGAAAGAGUGUGCAAAUUUCAUUGAACUUUUUACUGUAGCUAAUUCUUAAAUGCUAAGUGACUUUUAGGCAAUUAAAUAACAGGUGCUUCUAAGCAUUUUUCCUGAAAAGUAAAUCUUAUUGAAAUCAGUGGAUGUUACUGUGUAGUAAGUGUAUAUAAAAUGCAGCCUAAGAUAGUUUUAAAAGAUUUUGCAGGUAAUGUGCCAGUGGUGGCUAUAAUGAACAGAUUUUUUUUCUCCUUUGGAAACUACUGUAGAGAGAGGCAGUGGUCAUGGGAUGUUUUUAUUGUGAACUUUAGAUACUAGAGAACUAACAAUUUCUGUUGAGCGGCUUAGUAGACUGAUACCUUUUUGUGGGGUGUGUGAUAAUUUUUUUCCUCUAGGCCCAACUGGCUAGUGGUUUUAAUAUAUGGGGAGAGGUGGGCAGAUUUCCUAACAGAGGAUUUUGUCUCAGUGCAGAACUUGAGAGAGAUGACUUGAAGGUUCCUUCCCGCCCUAAUUUAAGAUUUUAUUUAGAUUUAAGCAUUCUAGAAAGAUGUGGCAUUUAUUUGUUGUCUAUGGUCAAUGACACACUUUGGAUUUUGGGCUGAAAUGCAUUGGGCUGGGUGCUUGAUUACCAUGUGGAAAUGCAAGUAUAUGCUACUGUGGCACUUCUCUUAAUGGCAUCAGCAACUCUCUGUUUUAAUGAACUUCCCAAUCAUUGCUAGAAUUGCCAGAAAAUAGUCAUUUCAUCAUUUGCAGUGCUAAGCUGCUUUAAUUGGUAGUACAGUUACUUCUUUGGGUUUGGCCCAUCGAUCUAAGAAUCGUUUCAUACAUUACAAAUGUAAAAUGGAAAAUUGUUAAUGCAUCUUGUUUAUGGCACCAGUAAUUAAUAUUUUUAUACUUGGAAAUAGAAAUGAAAUAGAAGGUAUAUAACUAAAAUUAUAACAAUAAGAACUUUGAAAAUCACUUACGUCAUGGUGUAUAAAAGAUUCCAAUGAUGGCUUAUGUCUGAUUGAUGAAACAAGACCAUCUACCGUAUGUCUACAGGCAUACAGUGUAAAAGACACUGUAAAGAAACGGGGAUAGGGGAAGAGGGGAAAAGCACACUUGGGAGGUUGUCCUCCUCAGGACUAGCUGGAAUGGAAAAAGUUCAGGGGCAGGAGGCACCUGAUGGAGCUGAUCUUUCAGCAGAGCUGAGGGAAUGAGCUGUUCCCCAUCUCUAAGGCAGUCUUCCGGCAGUAGCAGCUGGUGGAGCCGUGCGGGAGGGGCUGUGUUGCUCUCCUGUCUUCCCAAUGCUGUAUGUUGCUGCCAUUUACCAAGAAAUCGAGGGGCAGGGCAGAGGUGUUUAGCAUGGCAUGGUAUGGGCAGUGGUGUGUCCAAUCCAAUAUGCCUGCAUUGUGCUGAGCUUAUGUCCCCCUGCAUCUUGGUGGCAGUGAUGUCCAGCGUUGGGAAGACAGGAGAACAACGCAGCCCCACCCACACUGCCCUGGCUACCAUUCUUGAUAGUAGGCUGCCUCAGAGACACAAAGCAGAGCUCAUUCCUUCAGCUCUGCUGAAAGACCAGAUCCACUACUGCCUGCUGGAAUGACCGUUACCAGGUGAUAGUUGAUGGAGAGGUCUAAUGGAGCUGGCAAUAAUUAAAUGUUGUAUUUCUUGUUGCAGCCAUGUAAGAAGUCACAGAGAGCCGAGUGCACUGACAUCUGCAUUUGUAGAAAACGCAUGACUGAAAAUACACAUUUCUCAUGUGUACAGAUUACAUUUUUAGGCAUUCCUUAAUAUAUUUUAUAGGUAUAUUUUUACUCUUAAGUCUGGUGAAGAGAUAAUGAGGAUAGGUGGGAGUGUUUUCAGUUCCGAUAUUUAGCUGGAACACUAUGAAUAGAAAUGUAAGUGGGACUUCCUCAAGCUGCCCAAAGGAACAAUUUAAUGCAUGUUUCCUCAGCUACAAUAAACUUCUGGAGUCUGCCUGCUUUGAAACAGCCUUCAGUUUAUAUCUUUCGAUGAAUGCUCCAUACCAUGUUGUAGGGCCAGCCCCAAACAUUUUGGCACCUGAGGCAAACCACAAAAUGGUGCCCUCCCCCAACUAGGGAAGAAGGGAUAAGUGAAGUUCCUACAUUAGGAACAAAGGGGAAUAAAUAUCUACAUCAGAAUUUAUUGCCUCUGUGGAUCCUGUUGCCUGAGAUGGUUGCCUCAACUUGCCUCAUGUAUCGACCGGCCCUACCAUGAAGUUCCAUAAGUCAGAGAUGGAAUGUCUGGGAAAUACUCGACAACAAGGUCACUUAGGUUGCUUUGGGGACAUUACAUUUAUCUCUUUGUGGUAGUGGGCAUGAUCGGAUAUGUAUGACAUCUGGACAGUUUCAACUAUAGUUUUGUUAUCGCUAGCCACUCAUUACCUCAUCUCAAGUCCUAAAUAAUGCAUGCUGAUUGUACCAUAUUUCCUUUUACCAUAUUUUGCUUCUUGAAACAAGACUUCUAAUUUUUGAUCUCUUAGGUAAAAAAAAUCCUUUGUGACAAGCCUAAUGCUGGUUUUUUCAUAGCAGACCUCUGAACGAUUGCCUUGUGUAAAUAGGGAAAGUUUGCCAUUGCUUUUGGCAAGAGUCGAAUGGGAUGACUGAAAAUAGCAUUACAUCAUGAAACUCUUCUGCACCCAGUGCUGGAAAUGUUUGCUUGAGUAAUUGAAAUUACUAGUAAAUACAUGCGAAAGAAGAAUUGUACUGAGAGAUGGCUACAUGUUUCUCUCUUACACCAAAUAAAAGAGUUAAUAAACAUUUUGCCAUAUUCAUAUUAAGUUCUUUGCAGAGGUCAUGGUGUUUGUAUUUCUUACUUUUUGAAGGCAAGAAGUUUAUCAUAUGCAGAAGGAGUUACUAAAGGAACGGACCCGCUGUAGAGCCUUGGAGGAAGAGCUUGAGAACCCCAUGAAUGUUCACAGAUGGAGAAAAUUAGAGGUAAAGUGUCACCUUUCAAAGAGACCCGGUUUUUCAAAUAGAUAGCAUGGUGCAAAGCAUAUUUUAAUCUGUGCAAACUGACAUUAAAAAGGGCAGACAGGCUAAAAUUUCCACACCAUAUUCUAUGGUGGUUAAUGGCAGACAGGCUUUAUAGGCACAAGGCAUUUGGGGAUUAUUUUUGUGUUGCUUCCAUGAUGUAUGAUUGCAGAAAGUUUUGCAGAAUGAAAACUGAUAAAGCCCAAAGAGAAGAGAAAGGUCUGAAGGUGAGAUUGAGAGUGAAAUAGUUGAUUAACUUGGACAGGGGGCUAGAGUAUUAAACAGUUCAAAGAGAGUCCCACCCACCUUAAAGAAGGAACAACUCUUCCAUGGUCAAAUGUGAAAUGCUGCAUUAGAUGAAGUUUACAGAGAACAGAAGAGAGAACAAUUGAGUUGAAGCAGAAAGGGCAUGUAUAAAUUUGGGAAAGAAAAGAAUCUUAGUAACCAGUACAACAUUCUGUGUAGUCUAUUGUAAACACGUACACUCGUUUGCUUCACAACUGAAAGCAAAAUAAAUAAAGAUCUUUAAUAUAAGCUAAAUCCAUGAGCAGAAAUGAUACAUUUGAACAUUUCUCAAGCUGCUGAGAUUUCUGUUUUGCAUGCAUGUUGGUCUUUUAUGCAGUGCCAAAUGUUGUUCAGCUGACCUCUCAAAUUGGUAGCAGUAUUCAAGUUUCUGAAGAACUCCAGCUGAAUGUUUUGGUUGUAUUGAUUUGCCCAGCAGACAAUUCUGAUAUUUUGAUGCUUUAUUUUCAUCUGAUAAAGUAUUCUGGAAUUUCUCCUUUAGAAGCAGAUAGAAUAUAGAAUAUAAUUUAAUUUAAAUGCUUAGAAAUUGCUUAUAUUUUAGAGAUAUUUACUGUAGCCUGUCCAUAGCCUAUGGGAUAACGUCAGCUAUACAUCUAAAUCUUACACAUAAACAACAAUUUGAUACUUGCAGAAAAUGAAGUCUUUGAAUUCUAGAAUCAUUUUGAAAUAGCUUGAUCAUCCAGUAUAUAGAAUCAGUUGAGAUAAUUUGUAACAGUGCCUCAGUUCAUCUCCAGAACAAAAAAUAGAACAAUUCCUGCAAAUCAACACUUCGGCUGUUAAAGACAUGAAGCAUCUAUGCUUUAGUCCUUAGGAAUUUAUUAAUUGGACAUGUUUGUGUAAACAGAUGGGAGGAUUCUAGAAAGCUUCUAUCGGCAGCCUGGUUCACAUUUUACAAUAAGCCAAACAAUGGCUUAUCAGGUUCAUGCAAACAUUUGUUCAGUGGUUGCAGCUUGUUGUAAAGGAGCAGAGACCUAAACUGUGAUGCCAGGUUCAGAUGACAUGCUGAGCCAAACCUUGGCUUAACUGCCACAUUGUGCUAAAAGGACUAGGGAGGAGUAAAGUGCAUGGGAGCUCUUCUCUGAGAGCCGGCAUGUUUGUGCAACCCCUGUAAGACAUAGUUUGGCAUACUGUGGAAUGCAAACAGGGCCAGUAUUAUGAGCCAGUGUGUUGUGUUUGUGGUUGUAGAACACACGGAAAUGUAUUUGCAGUCUAUCUCAUUAGGAAUCACUGGGUUCAUUUGUUUUUCAAGUGUGAAGAUAGAAUAGCAAUAGCAUAUAUAAGAAAAAUGUGGUUUGCUAAUAUCCCUCUCUCUGCUCGCAGUCCUGUGCUAGAAAACCCUAUAAUUGCCUGCAUUGUUAUAGGACUCCCUUUGCUUCUGGGACCCUGCUGUCAUAGGAGAUUUUUCUUGCAGCAUGUUGCAGUGACUAAACUUUCACACUACUGCCCUGCAGCAAAAUAGCAGAUGCCCCAGGGCAAACAGCUCCAAUGUUGAUCACUGUUGAUAAAAUGUUCUGGGACAAUGUGCAUGUCAACACAAUUUUCCAUGUGAGCACCACCUCUGGAAGUAAUUGAUGACAGUAGUCGCUCUGUAGCAUUUUGCCAAUGUAUUCCAAAACUACCAGUAUAAGAACAUAAGAGCCCUGAUCAGCCCACAGACCCAUGUGGACUAGCACCCUGUUUGUACUAUGGUCAACCACAUACUUAUGGGAAGCCUGUAAGCAGGAUAUAUAUAUGAGUGCAACUGCAUUUGCCUCACUUGUGUUCCUCGACAAGUGGUACUCAGAUACAUUCCUCCUCCAGUUCUGAAGGUGGCGCACAGCUAUCAUGACUAAUAGCCAUUGAUAUUGUAAUCCUCCAUGAAUUUGUCCAAACCCAUUUUAAAACUCCAAUUUAGUAACCAUCAUUUCGUCCUGUGGCAGCAAAUUCCAUAGUUUAACUAUGCAUUGUGUAAAAAAACACUUCUGUCCUGAAACUUCCAAUAUUCAGCUCUCAUUGGGUGGCCCUGGGUUCUAGCGUUAUGAGAGAGGGAGAAGAACAUUCUCCUAUCCACUUGCUCCAUGCCAUGUAUAAUUUAUUCAUCAUUUCUAUCAUGUCCCCCCUUACUGAAUUAUUGUAUUUUAAUAUUUUGCUGGAAGCCGCCCAGAGUGCCUGGGGAAACCCAGCCAGAUGGGUGGGGUAUAAUUAUUAUUAUUAUUAUUAUUAUUAUUACUCCUCCUCCUCCUCACACCCCCCCACCCCCAACUGAAACACCUCAAAUGUUGUUUGCAACUUUUCAUAUAGGGAAGUUGUUACAGCGGCUUGGUAAUUUUGGUUGCCCUUUUCUGCACAUCUUUCAGCUCUAAAAUACACUUUUUGAUUAAAAUACAACUAUACACAGUAUUCCAAGUGCCCAAAAAAGUACUGCAGCAAUUUUAAGAUUCCACUGAGCAAAAGGAGGAAAUUUUAUUCCAGCUACUGUUAAACAUUUGCUGAAAAAUCUAUAGCACAACUAUUACAUGGUAUACAACUAGUUCCCCUCUCUAAUUUGGACUCCUAUGAAAAAAUACAAUCAGGAUUUCUUAGGUCAAUUUUCUGAACCCGUAAAUGUGUCCCUAAUGCAGCCCUGUGACUGGAGAUGGGCCUAUAUAGAAUUGAAGCCAGAGUGUGGCUAGUUACUCUAUACACAUGGCUAAGACUUAAUAAGACUCCAACUGGGCUGUUUCCCUUGUUGCUAAUUGAUAACUAUCAAACAAAAUGGUGGAAGGGCAUUACAAGAAAACUGUCCUUUUAUGGCCUUUCUCCUGAAUAGUUUGGAAAUGGGAAGGGCCAGAUAUAUAAUCAAAGAACAAAUCUGGGACAUAAAAUUCCAAACUGAUUUUAUCUGAUCCUCUAAAAUCUAUAAAUCUCUGCACAAAUCUCAAAUAUCCCAUCCAGCAAAUGCUAAACAUUGUUGGACAUUUUCCAGAGCCCAUUUUAAUGUUCUCCCUUCAGCACUGCUAGAGGACAGAUAUCAUGAAAUCCCAGCUGAACAAAGAUUAUGUCCAUGCAAUUCUAAUGAGAUUGAAUCCAUUGGGCACAUUCUUCUACACUGCCCGUGGUACCUGAAGAGAGCUUUUAUACCUUUAUUAAGGAAAUUUCCUGGAUGCUUAGAGGAAACUUCUUGCUGAUAAAAAUCUAGAUAUCCUCAGGCCUGUUGCAAAACUCUGUUUUAUAGCAACAAGGACAAGACAGGCUGUGGUGACAGUGAUGGCUGACGAAUGAGUACUGAUUUUAAUCUCUGGAAUUCAGAUUUUAGCUGAAGGAGUGUUAUUUUUAAUGUAAAUAAGUUUAUAGGCAAUUUUUAAUUACAUCCGCUUCUUCAUGUGGAUGUGGCAUAUAUUGUUAUUGUUAACUUUGCCGUCUGGUCUUUGACCGCAAUAAAAAUUGAUUGAGGGGCUAUAUCAAAAGUUCUUUGAAAGCCCAAUAAUACAAAGUGUAGCAUGAAUGUUACAAUUCAGAAGAUGGUACUACUGGCCAGAAGACAACAAUCAUGUGACUACGUUCUAUUGUGUUCAGGAUAUGUGCUUGCCUGCACAUGUUCUGUUGAUCAAUGAAACUGAUGCUUCCUCAAAUCCUAAAUGAGGUGUAUAGACAGAUCUCCAUGACUGCUCUGCGUGGAAGCAACGUGAACCUGCUACUGUCUAGGUUGGUAGCCUGGGCUGUUCAUAUUGCUAGGGGAAUAAAUAACAGCUUUAAAGUUUAAGUUUUAUUAUGUAAGGCCAUGUUUAGUGUGGAAGGUAUUCAUUUAAGUUUUGAGCAAUUAGGCAUGCUACAAGGCACAGAACUUACAACUAAAAAUUUGUAUUCCUAUCAUGCAGGCCAGCGACCCAAAUACCUAUGAGUUGAUACAAAAGAUACAUGCAUUGCAGAAACGACUUAUUAGCAAGACGGAAGAAGUGGUUGAAAAAGAGUUGCUCCUCCAGGUACAGUUGGCAUGUUGGAGGUAUCCUGCUUACAUACAUGUGUUUCUCUUGGGUCAUUUCCAUAUUAUUGGGUUCAUUUUUGCACAGGUGUUAUUUUUAUUUGCUUUGAGGGAUCCAUAUAUCAUCCCCUAAGGCUGUGCUUCUGUUGCAGGAAUACUGUACUCUCCACGCAAUCAAAAAAGUAUCUUAUGUUGCUGGGAAAAUGCAAACUUCCUUCAGCUAGUGCAGUCAGUGGUGAUGGGAUCAUGUGGAAUGUGGAUGUAUGAAUGACUGGUGUGAUGAAUAGUGCAUGUGAUGUGAAUGGUUGCAUGGAACAGAGAUCUAUUUGUCUUCAGAGCUCCUUGCUGGCUAAUUUCUUUUUCUAAUAAGCACACUCCUUAGAAGACUUGUCUAAAUCAAAAAGGCUUCCUGCUGCCUUCUGACACAUUGUUAUACAUAAUUUUGCUAGAUUAACACAAUUUUGCUUCACAUCACCAGUGCAGAACCACUCAGCUGUAGUAUGCUAGAUGGAAGGGAAUAGUCUUAGUUGAGGCAUCUCAGCUUCCUAUAUUCCUCCAGCUGAGCAAUUCUCUGGGGUACAGAGCCGUGCUGUUCUUUGUUUAAAAAUGGCUCUACAGCAAAACUAUAGAGCAGGGCCAUGGUACCGUCACUGCACAAAUCAAAUCUGACUAGAAAUGAUCUCUGAGAAAGCUAAUAGAAUAAAGGAAGAAAUGUGAUGGAUUGUAUGCAAAAGCCUUGAGUGCUGUUCAGAUAUUCUGGUAUUCAGUUUAUGGAAUUAAACGCAGUGCAUGUCCAGUAACUAGCUUUAGAUGGCAGCACUUAUUCACAUAUAAACUUUGUUUACAUGAAACUUUGUUGCUGCAACCCACAUUUCAGAAUAAAAAAUGUAGUGAAAAGUCCACCCCUCUACUUCCACUUAUAGCAACAACAACAAUCAAAACACCAAUUUUGCCAGCUUUAAAGGCAGCAUUAUUUCCUUGGUCAGGUCGUUCUGAAUCAUUUUGAUCAUGCCACUAAUUACCAGGUCAGUAGAGAAUAAUGCCUGUUGGAUUUCCUACUUUGCCUUUGGUAGAAGAUUUCAGUGGGUUUUUUAUGACUUAAGAGUAAGACGUGUUUUCUACAUCACUGGUUUUUCUUGCAGUGGACGCUAAGUAUUUCCUCCUUUUGCACAUUAUUUCUGUAGUUCAUUUUUUUGCGGUACAUACAUAUUGAUGUGUUUGGGAAUGCCACUAAAAUCUGAAGGGAAGGUUGCACAUCUUUAAGAUGUACCUCUACUUUGUAUUACAUUUCACAUAGCAUGCAAGACCAUUAAGUGCUCUGUGUCCCAAAAGGCAGUCUGUAUUUUCCCAACACAGAAAAUACAAGUAGAGAUGCAGGAUGAUGCUUUGACCUGAUGGAAUGAUGCCGCUUGUGUUCAUACAUGUUCUCCGUCUAAGUAGAAUUGUCUAAGCCUUGUGUUUUUAUGUCUCUACACAGUGAUUGUAAAUGCAUCAGGUAAGCAGAAAUUUUUAAUUGCCUGAAUAAUCCUAUGUUGCUAAAAUGCAGGCAUACAGAAUGCAAAUUGGAAACAGGAGUUUUCCUCUUAUUAAAGUAGCAUGAGGUAUUUUUUGGAAUUUCCUGUUCAAUAUUUUAUCACUUGAUGAGCACAAGGAACAUACUAUUAAUGAAGAAAGAGAUCAUUUUAGAAAUUUCCUUAGGAAGUUCAGCAUGUGUAUAUGGGUAAAACAUAGCAGUUAGUAUAUGGCCAAGAGAGUUAAUUGGAUUUCAGUUUACACUAAGAUGUAACCUCUUCCUUCCUCCUCUUAUCAUCAGCUUGUUGAUCAUUUAUAGGGUUUUGUUUUGACUCCUCUUGAGCCACUCCCUUGCUGCUACUUUAGCAUGAACCAGCAUGAGAUUUAAAUUUAACAGGUUUUGACUUGCCUUGUCUGCAUUGUGGCUCAUUUUUGAAGACCAGCUUAGCACAUUGUCCUUUAAAUCAGUUAGUGUGUAAAGUCAAGUUUGCUCCCUUCUGCUGGAGGUCAGUGUCUCUCUCCUCCUCUCUUCACUUUCCUCCUCUCUAUCCCCAAAUUUCUGGCAUAUAUAUGGUUGAUAGUUCAGAAUGGGAUGGUGGGUGUUAAUCAAAAGCCCUGGUACCUCCCGACAUACAAAAUUAUAAGAUGUAUGAUUUUCAACACAGUAUGUUUAAAUAAAUGGCAACCUUUCCUACAAUCAUGAAUCCAUACCCUGAGGUCUUCAUCUCAUCUAGAGACUAAUAUGAACCAAGCUGGACCUUGCUGUCAUCAUCUGCGGCCUUUCUUCCUGUGUCUCCUCCAUGAGAAACCUGGAGGUUGGUAACAUGAAAAUGGGUAUUUUCUGUGGUGGCUUCCCAUUUGUAGAAUGCUCUCCCCAGGGAGGCUCGCCUGGUGCCAUCAUAAUAUGUUCUUAGGCACCAAGCAAAAACUUUCAUCUGUAACCAUGCCUUUGGCCUUUAACUAUCUAUGGCCUUUUAGAAGUGGGUAGGAUGUUUUUAAUGUAUUUCCCCUCCUCUUGGCUUUAAUGUAUCUUUGUGGGGUGUUUUGUUUGGGUUGUCCUGGGCAAAAUAAUAAUAACCAAGUAAGUAAGUAAGUAAGUCAGUCAGUCAGUCAGUAAAUAAAACUUUUCCCUAGUUUGUUUGUUUGUUUAUACAUUUAAUCUCUCUCCCUCCCUCCUCCCUCCCUCCCUCUCUCUCUCUCUCUCUCUCUCCAUUUUAUCUUGAGGUAGGUUAGGCUGAGAGACAGUGACUGCCCUAAGUCAUCUAGUGGGCUUCAUGACCACUACUGCACACUAGGAAUAAGGGAAAUGAGCAGAAGAUUUGAAUGCCCCAUACACCAUGGCAAUUUUAUUCCUGUUUUAUUCUGGACAUGAUCGUUUGUUGAUGAAGCUGAACUGCAAUGUUGAACUGUAAUCAGUGCUAGUGUUGUCCAGGUAGUAGAUGCUGUGCAUAACAGCAUAGUUCAGAAGCUCCUAUAUAUGGUUGUAAAUAAUCUGGAUAAAGGCCCUUGUGUUCACAGAUAGUUGACAUUUUCCCACCUUCAGCUACUGUUCCAAAUUGCCCAGCUCUCCCAGGAGCUGCUCUGCCAUUGCAGGAAGAAAUGAGGUCUUUUGUUGAUUCCUGUCAGUCUCUGAGCCUUUCUUUUAUGUUGCUGUGGGUAGAAGGUGAUAACCUGGAAAUAAAUGGGUCCCUAUACACCACAGCUGUAAAUGCUACAGGAAGAUUUGCCACUUCCAACAGGAGAUGAAUUUUUAUGGGUCUUUCAUUGCAUUCAGGUCAGUUUGGUUUCCAAAGCCUGGGGAGAUUGGGUCAGAGUGAGAGCCUGGCUAGUGUGGUACUUUUAUUCUCGAGAAUACUCUGAAUUUGAGGCUGCAGUAUUUUGGAGAAAGCGUUUUUGUUGAAAGAGCUAUUGUAACUUUUUGAAAAAUGGAAAGAUACAGUGAAUGUGUGUUUGUGUGUGUGUGCGCGCAUGCGUGUAUAAACUUUUGUCUCCUGUUAUAGUAUCCAGUAUAUUUCGGGUGUAUCAUUAGAUGUAAUGCUAAAUAAACUUUGGGGAUUUUAUUUUAUUCAUAAUAAAAAUGACUAUUAGAGAAAGCCCCCUUAUGCUUACUCCAUUAGUUAUGAUUACGUACAAAGUCUGGAGACUUUCAAUUGUGCAGCAUCCUCACAGCAGCAAUAAACUGCUUCCACAGGAAAAAAAAUGAGAAAUCUCAUAAUUAAUAAAGCAUCUGUGUCCCUUAACCCCUAUUUAUUUCAGUCACCUCUUCAUCCCUAAAAAUCAUCAUUUGAUUUAUCUCGUAUGUGCAGUCUGUAGUACUAUUUAUAUUGAAUGGUUGUUGUCAGCCUGUGUGUCUGUGAGAGAAGGGAGUGUCAAAGGAACCAUGCCUGACUCUCAGACAGAUGCUUUGUUGUGCUUUUAGCACAAGCCAAAGGAUAGAGCCAGCACCUUUAUUGCUUGAUGCUUUGUGACUACUGUGGAGAGCAGAAACACAGAAGAUCUUUCAGUGUCUUAACAAACUCUUCUUUCAUUUUUCUUCUUCAGCAGUUCAGUACUUCAGCUGGUCUAGUUUAGUAAGUUGGGGGAUGGGGAAGAUAAAAUAAAAGUAAGAGCAGUUCCCAAUUGUUUCCUUACCCCUUAUUUUUUUCAUUGGGACAUAGGAAUCUAGAACACACAAUAAUCAUGCCAGAGUACGAAUGGUUGAAACCUUGGAACUGUACUAAUUUGUGGGUGGAGGAGGAGUAGAAAAUAAUGACCCCUUAUGGAAUAAAGGUGCAUUAGUCUGGUUAAAGGAACAAAAGUUUGAUGUCUUAAGUUUCCUUUUGCCACCAUUUUAUACUUCCUUCUACACCUUCACAACAGCCAUGUGAGGUAGGCUAGGCUAAGUCCAAUGCAGGAAAUGAACAAAAGCAAUGAUGAGUUAAGUGCAUAUGCUUGGAGUAUUUUCUUUUUGUUUAUCAAGGUUUGCCCCCCACCCCAAAAGUUCUUAGUUUGCUAAAAGUUGUGAACUACAUGUGCUCAGGGUCCUCCCCAUCAUGCCAUAAUGAAUAUAUUGUGUUACUCUUUAAAAUACCACUAGAUUUUUUGUGGUACCUUACUGCAUGUAUGCUUUUUAGGGAGAAGGGUGGCCUAUUUUGGGAAUUGCACCAGGGCCCCCACCACCUUAAUCUGCCCUUGCUUGCGUGAGUUUUCUCUGGACCCAGCUUUGCCUUAUUGUCUAGAAUUUGAGGCCUCUUGUCUCAUAGUAAAAGCCUGUUAUUCUGUACUACACAGUACAGAUUUUGUUCCAUGCCUCUCUGGCUUUCAGCUCAACUGCCAUAUGACAUUUCCUAAGAAGAGUGUAAGGUAUUUGGAUUCCUGUAAGAAAAGAGAAGUUGACCAGUAAGCUUACAUGUCCCGUAGAAGCAGUAGAAUAAAUGACAGAGAAUUUAAGUGUUCUGUACAGAAAUUUAAGACUGGGUUUUUGCAUUUUUCCAGUGGUACAGGAGCCAUAGCAGUUGAUUCAUUCCCAUAUAAUGUGAGAAUCAUGGGAGACCCCUGCCCCCAUAAACAAAUGUUAUUGGGUAUAGAUGCUUGCAUGGGCUCCUCCUGUAUCCUCCGUUACUGCAGUGGAGCUGGAAGGUGUUGUGCAGCUGUGGCUCCUAUGCUGAUAAGAGUGUGAGCACUGGAUCUAAGCCGGGGGAAAGGAGUUUUCAACACAUUCCAGAAACUCUCGGUAUAUUAAUGGCUAUUCUAAAGAUAAUUUGCAGCUUUAGGCAGGAGCUGAUAAUUGGGUAAUUCCAGUAAACAGACUGAAGAAAGCUCUGACCCUACAUUAAAGGACAUCAACAAAACCAAGAACAAAGGGAUACUAGUAAUCCAAAGCUUAUAACUGUAGAGGAAUUAUAAAGAGAAAGUUCCAAGGAGAAAGUGAGUGUUCGUCUAUUUAGCUGUUUCAUUUGUUUUGUCUGUAAGCUGCUUUGAGUCCCUUUCAGGGGAAAAAGGUGGGGUAUAUUAUUGGCAUUCAUCUGUCUUGAGAGACAAUGGAAUGUCCCCCCAUGAGGAAAGUCAGACUCCUGUGUUAGCAACACCAAAGUGACCUUCCCAGGGUUCAAGCCUGGGCAGUGUGCGUGGAGGUUCUGGGCUGCCCAGAAGACAUGAUCCCCUUCUUGGCCUUGCUUUUGUGGUCCAAAAAAAGCAGAGCAAUAUGUUUGGCACCAGCUUAGCUGCAGGAGUUGCCAGAAGGAGGCAUAUAUAACCAUCUUAGGGACUCCACUCCAUAUUUGUAUAAGUUUUACUCCUUAGCUUUUCUUCCCCUGAAGAUAUCCUGCAAGGCAGCAGAGGAUCAGUUUCCCUUCUUCUAGAUAGACUACCCUCAAUUCGCCAUUGCCUUCUUUGCAUGCAGGGGAAGUCCCUAACUCAUUGAGGGUUUGAGACCCAUCAGCUAUCCUCACCUGGUAUAGCUAGCCAGUUGAAGCCGUUCCCAGGGUGUGGCCACUGUCACAUGCUGUGUGACAGCUUCUAGGAACUACAGGUGAGAACUGAGUGCAGAGUGGGGACCAAGUAUGGACCAACUACCCCAGGAGGAGCACAAAGUGUCCCCCACCAGAGGUACUACCCAUCCCCUAGUAUCAAUACAUACUAAUGCUAAUAAUAAUUACAAGGGCUUGAACAAGUUGGAAAACUCCAAUCCUUCCUCGGAUGAUACUGUGGAAUGUGCUGUCUCACUGCACUAGAAAUGUCAGAAGGAUGCCUCUGGGUGAACACAUGGUUUUUCCCAUGUAAUGUUUUGUUAAUGCAUAUAUUUUUACAAGUUUGCAGUCUAGGAUGGUUUUGAAUCAAAUUGUGCAACUUUACUGGUUAUGCAACUAAAUGGAAUCUUCCUUACUUUGAACUUUGGGAGAGGCAGACUUUUCUAGAAUGUUCUGCUUCAUAUGCUCAGCUACAAUUCUUAUAUUCACAGAAUCAUGUCAGGAACGUCAAAAGUCUAGUCUAAUCUCUUGACAGUGCAGGAAACCUGCUACUGCAGCAUCCAUGCUAUGUGGCCAGCCACUACUUACAAAUCUCAAAUGAAAAAGUAUGUACUAUUACUGUAUAAGGGAGGAAAUAACAAAUAGUAAAUGAACAAAGUAAUAGUAAUUACCUUGUAGAUAUAGCUAGCAUAGCUUGAGGAAAAAGUGAAUUAUGCAUGUCUUUAUUUGUUUAAAAAUCUAGCUGUCUUCCUUUAAAGCAAACUCCCUUUCUAAAUUUGAUUUUCUGUCUAACUGACUAACAGUCUGGUUUACUUAUCUGCCCAUUCAAACCAGAUAACAGUGCAAUGACAUCAUAUUACCUGCUGGUUGUCAGUCAUCUUCUCUAAAGACUUGUCAUGAUCAUAAAGAAGGUAUAUGCAGGAAAAAGAAUGGUUUUAGCUGAGAGACAGUGCAAAAAGAACUCUUUGUAUUCCAGAAUACAUUGUGAAAUCCUCAACAUAUUAGAGAUUUCACAUAGGUCUGGUAGCAUCCCACUCCCAAAGUCUGAUUCUAAAAUCCACAUAGCGAAUUUUGAAGUCCUGAACCCUUAAACUUGUACCCUUAAUCAAACAAAUAGUUAUGAUGGGAUUUCUAUUCAAGAAUGUAAAUAUAUUUCUGAGCAGUGUUUUCAGCCUAAAGUUGGUACUUCACCUUGAUAUCUGAUUUAGCCUGAACCUAAAAAAUGGCUAUGGAGCAUGUGCUGUAUUAUUUCAGUUUGAUGGGUUGUAUCCAGUGAAAUCCUGUUGGUUUCAAGGACUUUUGUCUGUGCCCGAAAUCUUUCCAGAUGCCUAGGGUACCCCCAGAACAGAUUUGGCAGGGGUUGCACGGAGGGAAUAAGCCCUGUUUAGCUUCACUGAUAUAGGCCUGUUGCACUUCACAUUCUUGCUUUUAAAUCUUGGCAUUUGUUAUUCCCUAAAUCAUUCAGGGAUCUCAAAUUGUUUGACAUGCUUCUUCUCUGAUCCCUUGUUAAAGUUUUCUAAAACCUUUGCAAAACCCCAUUUGAGGAUUGGGCAUCCUCCUUGGUCCUUGGGAGGCAAUCUGGGAUGGAGAGUCAGUUCUAGCUGGGCUGGGAGCUGUUGCUUGAACUUGGCCCUCCCUUCCCUCUUUUCCAGUCCCCCCCCCCCAGUGUUGGUAGCCCCUUGAUUAUAAUCGUUUUGGGCAGAAGGUGGACAGGUGAGCUAUACCACAUAGAGCAAGAGAUGGGACACAAACAUUUUAUUGUGCAGAAGAGACUAAAGGGUGUGUUCACAUUGCCACCUUAUUAUUUCUAAUUCCAAUUCAUAUUGAAAUGGUGUGUGAAAUAAGGAGGGGGGGGGGAGAGAAUCAUCAUGGUUUUUAAGUUGAGAAGCAUCUUGAUGUUGGCACUAACUUUUCCUUCCUCCCCAGAGAACAAAACCUUCAGGAGGAGGCAAUACUUUUAAAUCUGUGCUUUUUAAAAAAGGAAUGGCAAUGAUCAGUUUAACUUCAUCUAUUAGAGGUAAUCAGCUGAAUUUAACAAAAGGAAAAUUGUUUUCCAAUAAAAACCAGUUAUGUUAAUCUAGCAUCAAGAGAUGGAGAAAAUAAAGCAGAUCACUUAGCACCCAAAUGAAGAAUUUGUGAUAAAAAAACUUCCUCACUUCAGGUCUUACUGAAUCUUUGUACCUUUUCUUUAAGAGCACAAAGAGAGAAGAGGGUUUUUUUGUGUGAUGAAUGUUCUUUUGGACAACAGCAAGAUGCAAAAUUGACAGAAGAAUUAGACAAAAUUGGAUCAAAAUUACAACUCUGGGGAAUCCUCACCAUUUUUAGCUAUUUUGAUGGGAUCUCAGUAUGAGAUAUUUUCAGACUAAAGGUGCCAGUUACAAAGAAGACAAAGUUGCAGCCGGAAGAGAAAUUAGUUUGAGUUUAUUGUUAGAAAAGCUCCAUGAAUAUUUAAUCUCCUUUAUGUUUUAAGGGAAUUUAAAAGAUUCAUUGAAGCUAAAAGGCAAUUCUACUGGGUCAUAAAAUUGCACCCAUUGCAUCACAUGGGAUUUAUAUAAUUUCUUCUUACCUAUUCUUGAUAGAUGGGUGCCAAGGAACGCUUUUGUUCUCUGCAUUUUAAUGGGUUUUGCUCCGUUUUGCAUGCAUCUUAAAAAUGAGAAUAAAAUAGUCUAAAAUACAUAAAUAAAUUUAUAUAUUCAUCUUUUGCCAGGCUCUCUGUCCAGUUCAGUGGGGGUCCAGAGUGUUUGUUCCUGGUGUUGUGUAAUCGGGACAGAUUAGGGAUUCUGCUGGUUACCUCCCACUUUGCUGCCCAGCAGUCUUGCUGCCUGAACUGAUCUUGGAGGUGGUGUUGAGGACUUCCAGACUGCUGGUGUUGGGGGACUUCAUCAUCCAUACCAAAGCAGUUAGCUCUGGGGUGGGUGGCUCACGACUUUAUGGCUGCCACAUAGAGUGCAUUGCAGUUAUCCAACCUCGAGGUUACCAACACAUGGACUGCAGUCGUCAGGCUAUCCCUGUCCAUGGACUUGGAAGAAAAUCCUACAGUGUUCAGUAGAUUUUACCCCCAUUUAGUUGUGUACAGGUCACAGCCUGUCAGGGACUCACAGGGCUCUGGUGAAUGUGUGACGGAGACAGGGGGUCUGGAGGCUGACCCAGGAGAGGGGGGCAGUGAUUUAUGGAGUUUGAUGCCACCCACAAGGCAGCAGCCAGGACAGAGGGAAGGGGAAGGGUCAGUCAAAGGUGGAGAUGGGGGCAGGAUGUGUCAGAAGUAGAGAAAGAGGCUCUUCAUGUGACGGGUGAACUGGUUAAAUCCCCAUCAUCCCCUGUCCUGCUGUCUCCUAGAACCAGGAGGGUCUUGAAGAGGGAAGUGGAGGGACAACCUCUGUGCAGGAGAAGUCAGUCUCAGGUUACAGGCAUGCACACCAUCAGACGAGGAUACAUAAGCCCAGGGGAGGGCAUGGUCCUACUGUUGGUUCAACUGCUCCGCCAGGCGUGAACCUGGAAAAGUUAAUGCCAGCUAUGUAGGUGCAAGAAGUGUGUGCAGGUGUGCAUCUGGUGCACCUUAGGAAGUGCUGUAAGUGUUGCUUUUGUCAUUAAAGAAUUAACUAUCAGCCAUUUGCCUUCCAUGGCUGUGUUUGUGUGGGAGAGCACUGGAGGUAUUGAUUUGUUGUCCUAGUAAAUGGAAAACUCCUACUUCCCAUAACAAAAGAAGAUGGCAAGCCAACAAAAAUGCAGAAAAGAACUUCUGUGUUACUUCGUUUUUUAGAAAACAUGCUGAGUAUAGUGAUAGUACGUUCAACUCGUGUCAUUGGAAGACAAGGUGAGGGUGAACAUCUUCUAAGAGGCUGUAAGGUAUCUUCUUCUCUCAUUAAGUUGUUUUGAAAAUGUUAGUCAUUUUGGUGCAAUCUGCUCCAUGCUGUAGGGGACAAACUUACUACUUAAAAGCACUCGGAGAGACAGAGAAGCAUGUCAGGGAUGUAGCAGAAUACAGACUACAAUGCAUUCUAUCCGAUACAGAGAAACCACCCCAAUCUCCCCUUCCUUGGCUGCAGGUUAUUUAACUAGGAGUUCCUUAAACCCUUGUUAUUGUGCAUCCCUACAACUGUAUGGAGCUGCUUGCCUAUGAAAAUAUGAUAUCUUUUAUCAAUGAUUCUAACUAAAUGAAGUUCCUUCCUGAAGAGCAAUCUUAAACUUUCAAAUUCUGUAAAGUAGUUAAGAAGCUUGCACAAAUAUCCUUGCCUAUCUAGCACAGAUAAGUUGGUAAGAGCAGACCUACUGCAGGGUAGUGCUCCUAUUUCCAGCUUAACUUAUCAUAAUUUAUGGUAAAAAGGCUUUUGAAAUGUCUGGAAAAUCAAAAGGAUAAAACUCUCUAUCUCCUAUCAUAGGUCAAUAAUGGCUACUAAUCUUAGUGGCUAUAUUACCUCCAGUACCAGGUGUAAUGUCCCUGAAUAUUAGUUGCUGGGACUCAUGAGUGAAAGAGUGCUAUUACUAUUUCCAGAGAUAUCAGACACACCAUGAUAAGAACAGAAAGUGACACUAGAUGGCCUUUGAUCUGAUCCAGCAGCACUCUUAUUGUGUUCUUACUCACUGGGGGAACCAGAGUAGCCACAAGCCCAAGCCUAAAACCAUAUUAAAAUGGCUUCAGAUCCUAUGGAUAUACUCUUAGAGGAAUUGUUAUUAUGGAAAGAAGAAUAUGGCUCUAGGGUCUGACUGUCUUUCAUCUUGAAAUUGCUUUGAGUGAAUAAGUAGCUUCUUUUCAAAGGAGUUUGUCAUAUUGCCCAACUAGAAUUUGUUGGCUAUAUGCCCCUCACUAGAAAGCAAUAGUGAAGUUCAUGAAUCCAGCUGCAAGAAAAUGUUUCCUUCAAGUUGGGUCUCACCGUUUGGAUUAACUUCUCAGAUAUCCAUGCUAUGACAUCAAUUCAGCAUGGGGUAACUGAGGGCUAAUUUCUCAACUGUUAAAACAGAAAACCUAGCAAAGGAUGAUGCUUGCGUGUCAUGAAUACACCAGCUCUAAGUGUAAUCUCGCAGCCGGCUGCAGAAUGCAGUCAGGAACAGGGAGGCUGGGUUUUCAAGCCAGCACAGGAGAGCCUGCAGCUUCUAGCGUUGACUCCCCCUGACCUUAGACGGCCAGCUGAUAAGGGAGGAAUGGAGAGCAGGCUGGAACACAGCCAAAGCUCCCCGGAAGCCCAAACAGGCACGGAAAGUCAUAGAGACAGCUUUUCGGAACAGGAAGGGGCUGCAGCUGACCAAAUAAGUCCAAGGUGUAGGCGUAUAGGCAGGCUUCUAGAUAGGAAGCAAAAUAAGAAACAUAAAGGUUGAAGGUUCAGUCUCUUUUCUCAAAGAGUCUUUGCUCUUCUGUAGAAUAUGAUUUUUCAGUGCUGAUCAAGGAAGGUGGGAUAGCUUUUAAAAAGGAAGCCUAAUAUGGCACACACAUGACAAUGAGUGAAGCUCAUAGACUUCUUGAUUUAUAUGAACUGAAACGUUGCAGCUUUCAGAAGUAUUUGCUGAAAUUUAUCACAAGUGAAAGACCUUUUAAGAAGAGUUUUUGAGAACAUCCAUAUUGCAGCUAUCUUGGAAAGCUUAAGGCAACUUUCCCCCAUUGUUGUAAAAGAAAAGAAAAAAGUGAAGGUUACUGUAUGCUAAUUUUUCAUAUGCCUCAUAAAACAUUUCAUCAUAGGCAUCCUGAGCUGAAAAUGUUCUUAUUAUGCAAAAACUUUAAAAAGAAGAAAACAACCUCACUGUGCUCAUAGAAGUAAACUGAACAGGGCUAUACAUUGUUGUAUUUAAACUAGUAUCAGCUUCCUAUGUAACUUCUUGCAGAAGGGUUCUUAGCCCACUUGGAAUUUUCACUGCUUCAUUACAUCAUGAACAAAUAGUUCUGGAGUUCAGUGUAGUUGACAUUUUGGUUAUAAUGCCAAUAAACAUGAAACCCUCAAAGCAGAGGGUUUUGUUUUCCUCAUCAAUGCAAUGUCAAACCUCACUGUAAUUCUUCCACUAAUUGCAAUUAAAGUCUUUGUAAGAUUAAAUGUUUUAGGGCUCUUUUUAGAACAAUAAGCAGCACAGCUUUUAAAAUAUUUUAAACUUUCUGUUAAAAUUCUGCUCUUAAUGCUGGAACCUUGAUUAUGACAUUAGUCUCAGCCUCUGAUGAAUAGUGGCAGUUCUGGCUCUUUCUGUUUGCCAUAAAUUCUUUUCUUGGAAUACCCAGAAUUACUCUAGAAGUUGUAUCUACCACCAAGCAGAGUGUGCUGAAAUAUUAGUUUAGGAUGGUAGUUGCUAAAGAAAAAUGUGAGAAGCAGUUUUGGGUUCUAAUGUGAUCUGAAAUGAUGAGGAGAAUUCUGGGGAGGCUGAUGUUGGACUGAUAGGGGAAGAAGAAGAAUGUUUGAUAGCACCCACAAUAAUGUUUGUGCAGUCUGUACAUUUGUUAAUAGCUGAUAUUCUACAAAUGGUUUAUUGAAUGUCCCGCCAUAUAGAUAAAAGAAGGUAUAAAAGAUUACUUUUGUUUGCAGUGACCUGUAGUUGUCCAAGAACAACAAGUAAAACAAAAAAUGCAUUUUGCAAAGAUAUGUAGUGCACAUUUCUGCAUGCAAAGCAGAAGAAAUAUAUAGCAGGGAUUUGCAAAAUGUAGUGAGAGGUUCUUGGUGUUUAACAAGGAUCUAGUUAUUUCUGAAAUAUGUAACCAAGGCAGCAGCAUUGGAGGACUAGAAUUGUAAUGUGACUUCUUGGACAGUGAAUAAAUCUUCAUUAGGAGUGAGACUGUUGAUCAUCUCUAGUUAAAAUGACAGACUGGGCUUCCUAAUGACAGAGUUAGCACUUGUGCCAUUUUCUAGACUAGUGCAACAGCCUGACUCAGGAAAAAACCCCAUCAAAGUGAACACCCUUGUGUGUUCAGAAUUGUUAGCUCCUGCAUUGGUGUUUCCCUGGGCAGCAUUCUGUUAUCUGCAAGAAGAGGACUACAAGAGCUUGCAGUUCAAGAGGCUUGAGAUACUGGCCUUUGAUAAUCAACUUGGCUUGGGAAAAGUGAUCAAAGUGAGCAAGCAGCAAAUGUAGUGUUCCUCUGCAAAUGAAUGAUAUAUUUAGUGUAAGACUUCUAGCCUUUUCUCUCUCUCCUUUUCUGCUUACAAUAGAAUUGUAGUCUGGAUUGCAGAGAGAGCUAUUUGUGCUGGCCUGUGGGUGUGUUGCUAGGUGGUAGUGGACAGGUAGACAUAUGCUGUAGUACAGAGCUUUUUUUCUGGAAGUUCUGUUCCUUUGCUGAAAGGUUCUACUCUGGAUCCUACCCAAUAUUAUAUUAUAUUAUAUUAUAUUAUAUUAUAUUAUAUUAUAUUAUAUUAUAUUAUAUUAUAUUAUAUUAUAUUAUUCCAAGAACUGACACUAUUUGUGGGUCACAAGUUCUGCAGGCUUGCAUUGUACAGCAGAGAUCAAUGACCUGGGUUACAUUAGCCUUCAUCAACCAGCAUGUGCGCAACUUAGUAGCUGAAAUUCUGUAGUCUGAAUUUGUAUCAUGCAAGGCACUAGUAGGACCAAAAUCUGAUUAAGACGGCAGCUAGUUCACAUUCAGAAGAAGGAAACACAAAAUAUUAAAAUAAAUGGAGUGACAGGUUCAGAAAUAUGUUGUCAUGGUUUAGCCUAGAGGCAGAUCCAUGGGCUUCUUCGAGCACUACUGGAAAAACAAAUCUUACAGGCUGGCAGGAUUUGCUAAAAAUAAUCCUAAAGUUUAUUUAUACAAAUAAUAUACACUGGCAGAAAUGCUGAAAAGCCUCAAACCCCCAGUCUGAGUCCCUUCCUUGAUGUGCAGUUCUCAUAAGCAUUAUUUACUAUGGGAAUGGGGUAGGAGUCUAUCAAGGAUAUAGGGUCUCUGCUGUGGCCCUUCUCUAUGUAUUGUUUCAUUUAUCUUUGCUCUGUCCUUAUUGUUAACAGCAGUCUGCAUUUCUCCUGGUAUUUUAUGGUGAUCCACUUUGUUAUGUCCCCCUUUUCAUAGUUCAUCAUUAAUUUAUUCAAUUGUGCAUACAGCCCAUCCUUUUUCAAAGGAAUAGGGCAGACAUCAACAUAUAAAGCAAUCUGAGUACUUGGCUAUUACAUUUUUUGUAUUUUAUUUUAAGCCCCCUAAUGAGAAUACUGUUACUCUGUUUUAAUUUAAUGUUUAUAUGGUGUACAUUGCUCUGCAAUGAUUCUGUAAUUAAUAGGCUUUGUUUUACUUUAGUAAACAACUAGUUUUAAAGAUGAGCUGCAUUUGGCUUGGGACAGACCAUCUUAUGAUCAGAGGGCAUGUUAUGUUUACUUAAUUCUGAAUAAGAACUUUCACUCAGGGAUGAUUGGCAUUUUAAUUUGGAACAACCUAUAUUAUUUUUUCUCAUAAAUGUCGAGCAGCAAUAAGUCAGGCUUUAGAGAAGCAAAGUGGCAUAAAACAUCCAAAUAAUGAAAAUAUUUAAUAGAAACUUGUGAAUGAAUGUCCAAGCUAUGGGCUGUCUGAAGCCAGAAGGGAACACAAGAGUAUAUUUAUGGGGGAAGAGCUCAGACAUGUCAAAUUCUCAAAGCCUCAAGCAUGCUCUGGGGCAGGGGUCAGCAAACAUUUUCAGAAGGGGCCGGUCCACUGUCCCUCAUACCUUGUGGGGGGCCGGACUAUAUUUUUUUGGGGGGAAAGUGAAUGAAUUCCUAUGCCCCACAAAUAACUCAGAGAUGCAUUUAAAAUAAAAAGACACAUCCUACUCAUGUAAAAACAUGCUGAUUCCCGGACCGUCCACAGACCAGGUUUAGAAGGGCCUUAGUUUGAGCCAUAUCAGCCUCCAGGCCUUAGUUUGCCUACCCGUCCUCUGGGGUAUCGUUUCAAAUACAGAAUGGAGUUAAUGAGCCUUUUCUGCCACUUUUGUAAAAAAUAAAUAAAAAUGGGGUGGUUUGCCUUUGAAGCAGGGAGGGCAAGAGUUGGGGAUUGGAGGCAAACCCCUCUUCAAGCUAUAUCCAAGCUAGAAUGGGUAUGGGACUCACUUGAUUUGGUGUUUCUUUUUUUGAGAUGAGGAGAUUUGCCUUUCAGCCUGCACACAGAGAGACACCAAACUUCUUUAGUAUCUAUAAUUUUGGUUGCAUUUGCUUUUAAGUAAAUUGGAAAGAUAAACUCUGUCAAAUGGGAUUCAGGAGUUCUGUCUGCCUUGUUCUGUGCAACUUCUGGCUUACUUGAAUACAGUAACAGAAUGUAGGCAAAUGACCACUGUUAACACACAUUUUGCUUCUUCUUUGAAGAAGAAAGAAUUAAGUAUAAUGGACUUCCUUUUGAUGUUUCCCUGACAUUUGGUGAUCUUAACUCAGUGACAAAUUAAAUGACAAGACUUAAAAGAAAUAGAUACUGUUUAGUGAUGAUAAUAAUGUGGUUCUGCUGCUGCUAGAUGAUGGCAGUAAUACAUAUUGGAGAGGAAACCAGUUUCAGCUGCAUAGGAUAGAUUUCACUUUCUAAUAGAAAUGUAUGCAUUGUCUCUAAAUGGGGUUAUUAUCCACUCCAUUGCACAAUGUUCAGAGGACUUGGUUGGUCCUUGUUGAGGGUUACAAGAGAAAUAAAUUGGAAACCAAUUGCAAAUAAGACCAGCGGUCUAUCAACUGCUCCUUAUUUAUCCAUAUUACCAGGACCCUCUUACAAAAUACAAACAUGUACAACAUUCAAGGCUGGGACAUGCUUGGUUGUGAAAACUGUUGCCAUCUUCUAUAGUCACAACUAAUGGGAAAGCCAACAGCGUGAAAAACAGUUCGAUCCUAUUUUGAAUUGCAUAAUGAAAUUUCACCUACGAGUAAACUAGUGGUUUUUGUUGUGGGAUAAUUUCAAAACAGUGAUCUCUGUAAUAAUUAUGAGGCUGUAUUGUGAAAGAAAAUGUAUCUUGUAAAUGAUAUUGAUAUUUUUCAUUUUAUUUUGGUGUCUUUGUUCACGGAUACCAAAAAGUCUAAAACUAGGUAAGUUUUAUUCAUAACAAGUGCAGCCUCUCUGGCUCCAGGCUUCAAGAUCAUGAAUUGCUUUUGAAAAUAUUGGCCACACUCCAUGCAAUUGAGUGAUUAACCAGAAGUAUGUGUACUGUAGAUAGAUGUUUUUUCUACAAUUCUUUUUAUUCACACCCAGGAGUCUGACAGGAAGACUUAUAGUGCUACAUAGUAGCAAGAAAAGCAGGCAAAGAGGAUGAUCAGCAAAGGCAGCUUAAAUGUGAAGCAAAAUAUCCAUGUGGGUUCAAUCUUUUUUCUUCUUCUACAUCUCCAUUUAAAAUAUUUUUCUUUCUUUCUGGUUGAAGUCUCAUGAUGCAAAGCUUUCUACAGAAAUGUGUGUCUGAAACUCAUUACCAGUUUAAAUACACCGAGCAAAACAAUAAAAAAUUGGUCAAGGAUGUCCCUUUUAACAUUACCAUCCUUUUCUCUUGUUUUUCUGAGUCAUUUAAGGUACUGACAGAUUCCCAAUAUAUUUGUCUGUUUACUGUGCAGUACUUAUUUUUUAAGGUAAUCCAGAAACUAGUACGUAGUUUAGGGCUUCAUUUCUAACAGACAAUUGCAAUAGAACAGAAAUCGUCUGAUGAAGUGCUAAACCUGUAUUAAGACAGAUUCUGGGAUUCUAGGUUGACUAAGUCAUAUUUGGAGUAGACCCACUGAAAUUAACAGACUUAGGUUCUUUAAAUACAUUGACUUCCAUGGUUCUUCUUUGAGUUUGACUCAAAGCGGCAACUUCACAAAACCUUUAUAAAAAUAUAUAUUAAAACAUAUUUAUAUAAAAACUGCUGAAAGUUACAUAUAUGAAAACUAUUUUAAAUCCAAUACAGAUUCCAACUGGGAUAAAGAAAUGGUAAAUUGCAACUUAUUCCUAGAGUUUCUUUGUCUUUCUUUGGUUGGGGUUUGAAGUGUACCUCUCUGGAGCCCAUGACAGUUAGUGAUACAAAAUUAUGCAUAGUUUUGUGAACAGCAAUAAAAUGUUUCUCAUGUAUACACAAACAAAAAGAAAAAUUCAAAGCAUUUUUUAAAAAGGCCUUAAGCAUAUUUGACAUCAUUCAGCAACUGUAUUUUUUCUCUGUCAUGUUGCUUUUCAGUUUCCGAUUAACUGGCCACAAAGCAAACCAUGAAAGAUGCAGCCACUUUGUUUGAACAUUGUAAGGACAUUGUCAAAUAUUGCAAAAUGAGACUGGAUUUAAAGCAGAAAGAAUCCAUGCAAAAUGUGAAUAAAAGAUCAGUGACAAAGAUGAAAGACUUUCUUCCAGCAAAGUGUUUAACUACGGCAUCUAUCAUUUCAGGGAGAAACUAGAAGAACUGUUUUUUUUUUAAAAAAAUAUUUUUUAUUGAUUUUCCAAUAUCAUUCCAAUAACAGCCUCAUUAUAACAAAACAAAUUUUAUCCAAUUAAUACAAUUAGAAUGCCAAAUAUUCAUAUGUCAAAUUAUACGAUUUAAUUAAACUAGCCCCCUCGCAUGCUAGAGUUGAUGAGUUCAUUCUUCUACAUUUUUUCUGCAUUCCAAAAUUUUAAUAAUUUCCAUUCCAUUCCAUCCAGAUAUAAUAAUCCCUUAUAUAACAGCUACAGCCUUGUGAUUUCAAUUAGUGUUGGCAUAAUAGGUAAUUUAUAAAUUUUCAAGUGAGGAACUUUAGCUGUACUCCUUAUUCUUUCCUGCAUGUGACCAUUUUCCCCAUGAUGUUUCCCCAUCCAUAUAAGGUGGUAUAUCCGUUAUUCCUGCAACUGUUGAUGGCUCCCGUCAUGUUAUCUCACAGUUUCCAAAAGUCACUGCAUCACUUCAUCCUGUGAUUUGGCUUCCAGUAAACAAGCCGUCUUUACCAUUUUCCCAGACAGUCAAUCAAGAAACUUCUAUUCUCGCAGCUGGUAGGCUCAUUUCCUCCCUUCCACUGAUUUAUGACCAUUUAACCUUAUCUCAAACACAUUCCUUUGUGGAUAAUGGAGAUUAGGGAGGAUUUUGCUCUAAAUUUUCAAAGCAUAGCGUUUCUCUCUCUCCCCUUACCUCUCAGUUCCUUUCUCUCACAUACCAAUUUCUAAUUUUGUUAAAUUCCAUAUUCUAUUCCAAUUUAUUCCAUUCUCACUUGUGCUGAUAUUUUAAAAUAAAACUUGCAUUCUAGGGUGGGGGUUGCCGUAUCAUAAAUGUAGAGAAAAAACUUGAGUAAGUAAACCGUGGGCUCCUUUCCCCCCACCGUCUCUUUCACUGAAUGAAAUCUGCUCUCAAUCCAAACCUUUCACAUCCUUGUAGCUGCGUUGUUUUUGCAGCUUCUUAUCUCAUCGUCUCUGGUAUGUGCCUGUAGUUUACUCCAAUUAAAGUCCACUUAACAGGAUAAGCUAUGCUUCUAGGGACAGGAUGGUGUGUGUGUGUGUGUCGCAGCAGCCGGAGUGCUCCAUGCACCCAGUGCCUUUGCCUGCCCUCACAUUCAUGGGGAAGCGAGUGCCAGAGUGCCAGGCAAACGGCAGAUGAGAGCCUGGAUCCUCUUCCAACCGAAGAGGAAUGCAGAUAAUGAAGUUCCUCCAUCAUUAUCUGAUUAUCUCUGUCUGUCCGUCUCCCGCUGUGUUGAGAGAAACUCCAUUCCUGGCGCACCGGAAACAGGAAGCCCGAAACGAAAAGAACUUUGUGUAGGAUGAAAGGGAGACCAGAUUUGGUGACCCUUGGUGAAAUAAUUGCUGGCACUCUUUUUGAUGUAAAAAAAAGUCUAAGUAAACUGGGAUACAGCAGUGGCCAAACUCAAAGGUUUUGCAGGUGUAUGGAUUCCUACCCAUACAAGUAUUCUCUACAUUAUUAUUAUUAUUAUUCUACCACGCUUUCACUCUAAGAUCUGAGGGUGGAUCACAACAAUUUAAAAUACAGCGCAGAGAGUUUAAAACAAAUUGCAAUCACAAAAAUAGUUUGGGUCCCAAAAGCAUAGUGUCAAUGGCCAGGGUAAAGUGGUGUGUCUUCAGCAUUUGUCAAAAAUUGUAUAGUGAGGGCAUGUUUUACAUCACUAUCAUAGUCACCUCUCUUUCAAACCUUGAAGAAAGGGCAGGAUCAAGAUCAUGAAAAUUAGGGAAGACUAAAUCAGUUUUGUUAGUACAUCAUUGCAUAUUUCAAACAUUAUGUUGUUUCAACAGAAUAUUAAUUUUGAGCAGGUGAUUGUAACUAAGUAUAGAAUACUGGUACAUUAGGAGUGGAUUUGGUAAUGCAAAUCUUAAGCGUGUUGCAAGAUGAACUCUGCAUGUAAAAAAUGCCAAUGGCUAGGAUUAUUAUUUAUUUUAUAGAAUUUACACACAGCUUGAUUGUUUUAAAAAACCUCAAAGAUAAUAAAAUCAAUUUAAAAAUUACAACAAAGGAUUGAAUUUGAAUUUAUCUUCAGCAGUGUAUUCUUCAAUAUGAUAUGUUAAACACUCUGGGGUUUUAAGCCCAAUUAUAUAGCCUAUGGAAAAGGAUGAAAGUGCAACUGCAAUCAGUGAACUCAAACCUUGAGUUCUGCACUAGCUACCUCAAUAAACAUGAAUACCUGCAAAAGUAGAACCAUAUGGUUUGAGAUGCAUUUGCCAUACUUUGUUAAAAAGACGCAAAACUAUAGUGAAAAAGACACAAAAUUCAGCUCAAAUUAACAGUGAAAAGAUGUAAAACUUUUCUAUUUUGCUUGAAUCAGCAUUAUAGGCCAGCAUGUUUGUAUUUUCACAUAUGCUCUUGAUAAAAGUUCUGUGUUGUGCCUAUGAGUUAUCCAUAUAAUUAUGUAUUUGUAUGGUGGUUGUUAAAUCUGUGCUGCCCUGUUCUAAUUAUGUUGUUAGCUUUCUUCGGUUUUUGGAAUAUUAGUGCUUGGCUAAUUGUUAUAUAUGUUAUAUAUGAUUAUUCUUGCAGGCUGGCUUAAAAGCACUAUGAUACCGAGUGGCAGAGCAAAUGUUUUAGGAUAAAAAUAUAAAUAAUAUCUUAGAAUGAUCAGUUUUUAAACUGUAAAACCUUGUGAAAAUUAGAAAGGAUUACCUCAUUACUGUCUUACAGUGUGAUUUACAGUUUUCAUUAAUAUACUGUGCAACAUUUUCAUAUGCUUGCUGGGAGCCACUUGGUGUAGUACAGGUGCAAAAUAGAUUCAUCGGUAUAAGUGGACUCACUUGUUGGAGGAAUUGAUUCAGGAUAAACUAUAUUUACUAAGACAGCAGAUACGAUUUUUUGUUUGAGAAGAAGUAAAGCACCACAGCUAAACAAAAACAGUUAGCUUAUGAAAAUCUUUAUGGUCUGGAUUGUACAUACAUUCUAAGGUGGCAAGUGGACAAGCGUAACUUCCAAAUUGGUUUCAUCUCACCUUACAUCCUAGGAGAAGGAAAAACUGUAUGUAGAGCUGAAGCACCUCUUGGCCCGUCAGCCUGGACCAGAAGCAGCAGAACAGUUGCAGUUGUAUCGGCACACUCUGCGGGAGAAGACCAAGCAACUUAAAGUAAGAGUCAUUUCCAAUAAUUCAUUAUAUAAAUAGUGAGUGUAGAAAUAGAUAGAUUGUACUCCGUAGCCCCAGGAAGUAGGAAAUCAUUAUUGUCAGGGACAUAAGGACUUGUGUUCUGAAAAAUCUUUUGAACCUGGAGGUAUACUUCUUAAUUCAUGGAUAAGUACUUUAAGAAUAGAACUGCAAGUAUGUUGUCACCCCAGAAAGGUAAAUGGGACCUCCAAAUUCAGAGGCAGAAUUCUCCAGAGUAACAUAUCGAAGCAGAAGCAGCAUGCUUUUGGUAAAGUCUUUUUCAGAGGCAGUUUGCCUCUGAAUACCAGCUGUUGGGUAGAGAGAACGCAGCUGCACUGCUUGUGGGCUUUCCCUGGGCUCGUUGGCCACUCGGACUACAUAGUGCUUGACUAUAUGGGACUUUCACCUGAUCCUGCAGUCUGUUCUUAUGUUCUUGUACCACUAACCUCUUAGAGUUCUUUGAGAGUGUCAGCAAACGUAUUGGUAGAGGUGAACCUGUUGAUAUUGUAUGCUUUUGAAACAAUACCUCACCAAAGGCUCCGGAGUAAGCUUAGCAGUUAUGGAAUGACUAAAGGUUCUGUUAUUAAUCAGUAACUGGGUAAGAAACAGGAAGCAGUGUGUAGGAGUAAAUGGACAGUUCUCCCAACAGAGGGAUGUAGAAAGUGGAGCUCCCACAAUGACAGGCAUUAGGACCUGUGCUUAGGAAUGAGCAGUGAAGCAGCAAAUUGUUCAAGGUGGUUAAAAUGGAAAUGCACUGUGAGGAGCUUCAAAAGGAUCUCUCUAAACUGGAAGAAUGGGCAAUAAAAAGAGAAUGCAGUUCAAUGUAAGCAAGAGUAAAGUGAUGCACAAUAGGGGGGAAAUGAUUAAUUUCACAUAUAUGCUAAUGGGAUCUGAACUGAUGGUGACUGUCUAGGAAUGGGACUUGGGGUCAUAGUGGAUAACUUGAUAAAGAUGUGUGUGGCAGCUUUGAAAAAAGCAAAUUCCAUGUUGGGAUCAUUAGGAAACAGAACGGGAAAAAACCUGCCACUAUCAUAAAGUUUGGUGAUCCAUAAUUUAGCAUGACUAUUCUUAUGAAUCACAUGAACUGUGCUUUUUGGGAAAUGCCCAUGAGUUCUUUACACAUACAGUUCUGAAGAAAGCUAUUGUAUGAAUUUCCUAACAUUGUUGUUUGCAUUUCGUGGUAUAAUAUUUUUUUAUAAAAUUAAGAAAUUAAAAUCUAAUUAGAACAUAAAUUUACAGCCUAUUACUAUAAAUGUGCAUCCCACUUGGGUCUUUGGAGAUGCUGCCAGAUUUUUAUACGAGACUUAAUUUCCUUUUUAAAUGAGUUUUUUUUUUUAACAUCCCCCUCAAAACAGUUUUCCUUCUGUCCUUAACAAGCUAGCAGAAACGGAUUGAGAAAACAUUGCUAAAUCCUUCAUUUUUCUCUAACGGUGCAUUGACUUAUAUUAGUCUCGCAUCUUAUUAGAGGGCUGACAAGAGUAAUCUUUCUUAACCCCUUGUCACUUUAAGGCAGGAUUUCUUGGGUGAGAAAAGCUUGUUUAUGCCUCCUGGAACCGCUUGAUGCACCAUGUUAACCAGCAACAGCUAAUAUGUAAUGUAGUGCUCUUCCUUCAUUUUCAUUGCAUGAAAAUACAAUAGAGUACAUUCUUUCCCCUCCUCCCGUCCCUGUUUAUGUAUUCUAAGGAAAGCAGCAUGAAAAGUAAUACCCAUUUGCCAUAGGUGGUAAUAACUAAGGCUGCAGCUUAUACCUCGGAUAGGAGAUGACUAUUAAGGUUUUUGUGCUGGCUUUUGUACUCAACAUAUUACGGAGACAUUGGAUAAAACACACCAAUUAGUUGUCUGGGUUGUUUUAAAGUUUGUGGGCUCAUAGAGUAAUGUUUGAAACUAAAAUAGCAGUCUGUGCUUGUGGUCAAAGAGUUGUAGCCAACAAAGGUACAGCAGAUCCAUUGACAUUAAUGGACCUAAGUUAGUCAUAAAAAAAAAAAUGUCUAGUGGCACCUUAGAGACCAACUAAGUUUGUUCUGGAUAUAAGCUUUCGUGUGCAUGCACACUUCUUCAGAUACGAUAAAACAACCAUUUAGUUUCAUUGAUACCAAUAUUGAUAGCAGUUAUUACAUACAGACUACUUCCAUUUGCACAGCACAUGAAUAGAUAUACUAUACUUACUGCGACAUUCUGAUAGUAUGAAAAAUCUUUUGAGAUAGUCAAGAACAAUAUUCAAUAUUCAAUAUUGGUAUCUGAAGAAAUGUGCACUCACACAAAAGCUUAUACCCAGAACAAACUGAGUUGGUCUCUAAGGUGCUGGUGGACUAUUUUUUAUUUUUUAUUAUUUAUUUCGACUGCGUCAGACCAACACGGCCACCUACCUGAAUCUAAGUUAGUCGUGCGCAUUAAUUUCAGGGGUUUACUCUGUAACUUAGUCUGAUUCAACUCAGAGAAAGAAAAACACAAGUACAAAACAUUAAAUUUGUUCUUUUCUAAGCCUUAUUAUUUUUAAGCCACUUGAAUAUUGUUCUUGAAUUUCUCAAAAGAUGUUUCAUACUAUCAGAAUGUCACAGUAAGUAUAGUAUAUCUAUUCAUGUGCUGUGCAAAUGGAAAUAGUUUGUAUAUAAUAACUGCUAUCAAUAUUGGUAUCAAUGAAACUAAAUGAUUGUUUUAUUGUGUAUUUUAAGCUGUGUAUUGUGUAUUUUAAUUAUGGCAUGCUUUUAAUGAUUCUGUAUUUUAACCAUGUUGUGAAACUGGUUUUUAUGCUUUGUAAACUGCUUACGAACAUCCAGACAUUAAGCAGUAUAUAAAUUUAUGCAUCAUGGUGAUACAGAAUGAGAGAAUUGUUACCCAGCGCAGGGACAGGUUUAAAUAACAAUUAUUUAUAAAAGCCAUAUAGGUACAAGAAGACAACAAAUCACCCAUGGCAUUUGUUUGUUCUUGGUUUUUUUUAAGGUUUUGUCUUCUGAAUUGAACAUGUAUGAAUCACAGAGUCAAGAAUACAAAUAUGAAAUUGAAAGACUUGCCAAUGAGCUUCUAAAUGUAAAGAAGAAAUACCUCACCCAAAAACGCAAGGAACAUGAAAACAAGUAAGUGAUAUUACCAUUACAUAAUUACAUUAUUUAAUAAUAAAUUACUGCCCAGCUGAGAUCGGAUUAUGACAGCAAUCUCAUGUGUGUAGAUACAUGUUCCCCUGGUGAGAUAUGUGAAAUUGCCAAAUAUUGAGUACUUUCUGUAAGUCACUUGUGUGAAAAUUCCCCCAAGUGUAGUUUUAUCUCUUUUUCCAUGUCAGUGCCCGGCUUUCUUAAUCCUUUAAUUGCAACUCUUUUUUUCAGCCACAUCCUGCCCUCUUCCCCCCUGCAUUUAAUUUCUGUUCUGGUCUUUUUAUGUUGGUCCAGACUCAAGUAAACAGUUGCACUAGCAGGAGACAGUGCAAUGAGUCCUGCUAGUGCAACAGGGCUCCCCCCUUCUCCCCUGUGCAUACCUCGUGCACCCACUUCCACCCCCAAAUUGGCUGUAGGGGAAGGAAAGGGGAGAUCAUUUCAUCUUCCAAGAAAAAAUGUUUGCACUGACGUAAUGAUCAUAAUAGCUUGAUGCUGAAUUCCUCUCUGAGUUUGCUCUUUCCAGACAUAUUUUAAUUGCAUCCCAUCACUGCUUUGUUUGGUGUAUGGGGUGUUAGCAGUUUGACUUCACCCCAGAAGGCGCACUCCAUUGUCUCUCGAGACAGACGGAUGCCAAUAACUGCUUUGCUGUUUCUCAUUGAUGAGGGCUUUGUUCCUUCACAUGGGAAUCUGAACAGAGUAUAUAGUCAGUCUUCCAAAACUAGCUACAUAUUACAAAACCCCGGACCCAGGGGUCAGCAAACUUUUUCAGCAGGGGGCUGGUCCACUGUCCCUCAAACCUUGUGGGGGGCUGGACUAUAUUUUGAAGAAAAAAAAAUGAACGAAUUCCUAUGGCCCACAAAUAACCCAGAGAUGCAUUUAUUAUUAUUAUUAUUAUUAUUAUUAUUAUUUAAAAGCACACAUUCUACUCAUGUAAAAACACCAGGCAGGCCCCACAAAUACCAUAUUUUUUGCUCUAUAAGACUCACUUUUCCCCUCUAAAAAGUAAGGGGAAAUGUGUGUGCAUCUUAUGGAACGAAUGCAGGCUGCGCAGCUAUCCCAGAAGCCAGAACAGCAAGAGGGAUCACUGCUUUCACUGCACAGCGAUCCCUCUUGCUGUUCUGGCUUCUGGGAUUCAGAAUAUUUUUUUUCUUGUUUUCCUCCUCCAAAAACUAGGUGCAUCUUGUGGUCUGGUGUGUCUUAUAGAGCGAAAAAUACGGUAAGCCAGAGAUGCAUUUUAAAUAAAAGGACACAUUCUACUCAUGUAAAAAUAUGCUGAUUCCCAGACCGUCUGUGGGCUGGAUUUAGAAGGUGAUUGGGCCAGAUCCAGCCCCUGGGCCUUAGUUUGCCUACCCAUGCCCUGGACCAUCCCUGCUUCUGGAAAUUCUCAAGAUCACACCUGUCAAUUCAAAAUCAUUCAAACAUCACAAUUUGCUUAUGCAGAAACCACUUAACAUGAGAGAAACCCCAUGUUUAGAACUUCAUGUGAUCACACACAUGCCUAUUUAGCUGCAUGUACACGCUAUUUACCUGAUCUAAUAGUCUCUUGAUUCUGUUCUCAGUCACCAGUAUUGAUUUUUGCAAUCAUGCUUCUCCCCAUCUAUGAAUUAGAUGUGCAUUGGGCAGUUCAAAUAAUUUAAUAUAUUCCUUCUAGCACUCCUUCCUGUGCUAGAACGUGAUUUUUAGAACCUGCACUAGUACCCAUUUAGAAAUAUGGAAUUUGAUUUCAAACUAGUUACUUCCUUUACCACCCGAACUUCAUGUUUUUAGAUAGCAAACAGUUCUGAUGACUGAAUUAGCAAAACAGUCAGCAAUCAAAGGCGACCUCUGCCCAUCUGCAAAUGGCAUAAUGUUGCCUUGAUGUUUGGAAUUAGCAACAAUUGUUCGUGCCUAAUGGCCUUCCUGGGGCUUUAUGAUCAAUACACAAAGCUACCAUAAUGUCUAGCGAUCCAUUUCCAACAGCUAAGUGUCCUUUUGAAAACAGCUAUAAUCUUUAGAAUUUGAACCCUGGGCUUUGCUUUUCCAUUUCAGCAUUACAGGGGAAGAAAUUCACUCUGCCGUAUUUUAUUUCUAGAAUUUCAUUUCCUGCUACUAUUAUAUUUUUAAAGGGCAAUGGACCAUCUAUAAGGAAUAGAGUUACGCCUAGAUAUAUAUGAGUAUUACAUACAGUACUAUGAGGUUUUCAUUUUUUGUCAGUUUUAUGCCACUUCCAUAGUAAAUUAUGUUUAUAAGUCCAGAAAGGAGAAUUAUGCUAUCUCCUUUCUUCUUUUUUAUUUUUAUUUUUUUCUUAUUAUUUCCUUCCCCUUCCUUCUGCCUCCAAAAUAGUCAUGUAGUCAAGGGGACCUGGACAUGUUUAGCUACUUCUUUCUAGUGUAGUAUAUAGUCCAGUGUCUAUUACAGCUUGAAUAAAUUUGCAGUGUAGGGCAUGAUUGUGGGACUGCUACAGAAAAUCGUCAUAAGCUCCCUUUUGCUUCUUGCUCUCUGUUGCAUGUUUGGAUCACAGCACAUUAGUCAUUAUUUAGGAGAGUUUGGUGCAGUUGCAUACAUGCUUGCAACAAUCUCACCCUUUCUCUUUUCCUCAGUGCCACAGUCCUUGAAUUACUUUUUAAAAGAAAACAUUUACUAGGAAGCAAAUUUAAAAUAUUCUCCAGGAAACUAUUUAGUUUUUUGAACCAUAGGGUUGUAUCCAACUAAGUUCUACUCAAAAUAUAUGCAGUGGAAGUAAUGGACCUUAGGUGAGACAUGCCCAUUAAUUUUAGUGGGUAUGCUUUGGGGAUAACUAGCACUGGAUACAUACAACCUAUUGUUAGCUUCAGACAUUUUUGAGGCUUUGAUCUGUACCAUAAAAAGUCCAAAUUUUUUUUUAAAUUGUUAGAAAAAAAUAUAAUACAGCAUUUUUGUGCUUUAGUACCACCAGUUUACAGUGAUCUGAUAAAUUUGUUUGAAUAUUUUGCUCCAUUUAUGUAGUUGUACAUCUCAGUUCAGGAAAAUGUGUCUUUCACAUUGCUCUCCUGGCCCCCCCCCCCCAUUAAAUAUCUGAUAGUUAAACUAUGCUGCUUUCUCUUAAGGCUGCUAAAUUCAAGUUGUGAUUGUUCUUCCUAUGGCUUUAAGUCUAAUGGUCACACCUAUCAGUUCAAAGUUAUAUAGGCAGUGUUGGCUUUGUGUAAAAAGAACUGGAUAAUUAUCUCUAUAAGUCUGUUAAAUGGUGAAAAUGGCUAACACAAUUUCUUCAUUAAAAUUCAACAAAGGGGGGAAAAAUCCCUUUUUUGCCUUUGAUGAUUUCAGCUUUUUAUUUGAAAAACAAAUAAUCAUUUGGAGGAACAGUGCCAAGAUUAGAAAUUCCAAGUCUUACAUUUAUUAUUCUUUUAAUGAGAAACUGUGACCAUUUUGAGAGGGUAACAUUAGGAGAGCUCAUUUAGUUCUAAUUUUUAAUAAUUCUGCGUACCAUAAGCAGUCCCCUAAUUAGAUCCAAACAGGCAUCUGAUUGUGGUUGUUUAGCUAAACAAGCUUUCAUCAACUUAUUUUUAAUGAUCUCCUGAUAGAGCUAUUGCUGCUAUUAAAACUUUUGGAACUUUUCAAAAUGAUACUGAGAUAAAAAAUGUAAUAAUAUGCCCUCUUUCUUUCUUUCUUUCUUUCUUUCUUUCUUUCUUUCUUUUCUACUUCCAUCCCUAAGGGAAAAGGAGAGAGCCUUGAGUAACAUAGAGCAUGACUACCAAGGAACGAGAGCCAGAGCUUCACGCUUCACCGGAGGUGGUUUCCCACUUAGCAACCCACCUCCCAAAAUUGUAGCCUAACACCAUUGCAUCAUUAAACCUCAUCCACUAGAAUGGAAAAGAGACAUUGGCAUGUCCAGCUGAACUAAAAUGUUUUUGAAUACAGAUUAAAUAAUAUUAUGGUUUUUAAAAUAAUUUGUAGCAAAAUAUUUCUUCGAGGUUACUGUGUUCUUUCAUUAAAGGUAGCAUUCUGGCAUAGGCAAUGCUAUUUUUUAUGCCCAGUUAGUUGAAUGCUGCACAUAAUGAAGUCACUCCCCAUCCUAUAGAUAUAUUUGGAGCAGAUAUUUCGAUUUUACAGUUUUUGUUGUACUUCAAAGUACUCAAGACUAGAAGUAAGUUCAGUUGAAAUCAGUGAUACUUGCUUCCAAGUAAAUACAUUGCAUAUAAAAUUGUAAUCAACUGUAAAAGAUCCAUAUCUAUAUUGGCUUAAACUACCUCUUCUUCAGCAUGAAAAAACAUGAAAAAUAACUAGAAUGCUAAUAAUUUAGCUUAAGAAAAUAUAAAGCUUAGAAUUCAUCACUUUAUCGGAACAACAUUAAUCUGUGAAAGUUUAAAGUCAUAGUGUUAAACAUUCUCAAAACUGAUUAGGAACAUUGGGAAGGUAUGCGAUAACAUACUGGUGAAUGUAUUUCCUUUUUAUGCUAGAUAGCUAGUAUGAUGGCAACAUCUUUGACUGUACAUUUAGAUUAUGCCUAUCUUUCAUUAAUUUGUUUCUCAUGUAUCAAAUAUAGAGUCGAAAUAUAACCAACCUUACAUUUUCGUACCUGUUAAAAGGAAGACACUGAUUUAGUUCUGCAACAUUUAAAGAUUGUUUACAUUUUACAUAAUACCUCCCCACACCAAAACCUUUUCAACCAAAGAGAUUUAAUUAACAUUCAUUAGCAAGCCAUUUAAUAAUGUCAAUGUGUGAGGUACUGAAGAAUGGGGAUAAGAGUUUAAAAUAAAAUGUCUUUGAUGUAUUCUUGCCUCAGGGAUGAAAAACUCCCAGGAGAAAGCCUGAUAAAUAUUUCAUUAAAAAAAACUUUCCAGAGAUAUUGAUCUUUUGUUUGGUGGAAUACAGAAUUGUAUAUUAAAGCCCCUUUGGAAAACUA